Messenger RNA from Phyllotreta striolata, 65078 nucleotides. Lineage: Eukaryota; Metazoa; Arthropoda; Insecta; Coleoptera; Chrysomelidae. The record is from the annotation of a GenBank genome assembly.
CCGGCCCAUUCUUCGCUCGCAAUUCGCAAACGACCGACGUCUUGGUGUGGAAAAAGACAUCGGGGAUGAUGACUUGAACUUCUGCUAACUGAAGCCGCGGAAGGCAAACGAAUUUACUCGAUACAUUUAUUUACAAAAAAAAAGAGACUAUUAUACACAGUUUAGUUGUAUUUCUCGAAACGGACUCUUCCAUUGUAAUCGUGCUGCAGUGAUUGUUGUGUUAUAUAUUUAUUCUUCGAAUAUUGUGUGCUUCCUUUUCGAUUUUUUUGACCGUGUUACUGUGAAGAUGAGUUCCCAACAGCAACAAACCCAGCAAACCCAACACUCCCAGCACACCCAAAGGGUUACUAGAACCGAGCAACAUGUCACUAGGCAGGUUACCGGACACAUACAAGGAGGUCAGAUGACCCCUCAGCAACUGCAGCAAAUUCCCGGCUUCGGUCCGAACGCCCAGCCGCCCGUCUUCGAAAAGGUGUUCAGCAACGCCAGGUUCGCGCAGGGCGGCACGGCCACCUUCGACGGCCGGGUGACGGGGAAACCCCAACCGACAGUCACCUGGACGAGAAACGGAGCGCCGUUGGUCAGCUCCCAGAAGUACCGGUUGACCUACAACGAGCAAACCGGCGACAUCGCCUUCCAGAUCAACCAGAUUGGACCCGGCGACGAAGGGGAGUACGUGUGCAACGCGAAAAACCAGUACGGAGCGGCCAUAUGCUCGGUGUACAUCUCGCCCGAGGGUAUGCAGAUACCCCAGAGGCAGGCUUUCUCGAAAUUCGACCAGACGACCACCUAUUCGAACGGCACCACCACCACCAUCACCACGGAGGACUUCAAAAUCGAUACGUUCGAGUACAGAAUCCUGCGGGAGGUGUCCUUCAGAGAAUCGAUCACCAGAAGAUCCUCGUACGAGAAGGACUAUCAAGUGUCCACUACCGUGGAGAGGUCUCUGGGACCUCCGGCUCCGCCGCAAUUCGCCCAGAAACCCAGGAAUUCGAAGCUGCUCGAAGGAUCGGAUGCCGUGUUCACAUCGAAAGUAUCCGGUAAUCCCAGGCCGAGGAUCACGUGGUUCAAAAACGGCCAGAGGAUAAUCGACAAUCAAAAAUACGAAACCACCUUCUCCAACAACCAAGCUUCGUUGAGAGUCAAGCAAGCCGCCUCCGAAGACUCCGGUCACUACACUCUGCUGGCCGAGAACCCUCAAGGUUGCGUCGUUUCAUCGGCUUACCUAGCCAUAGAACCGGUGACCACCCAAGAGGGAAUCAUCCACGAAUCGACCUUCAAGCAACAACAGCACACGGAAAUCGAAGAGACCAGCGACAGCAGCAAAAAUUUAGCACCCAACUUCGUGAGAGUAUGCAACGACAGGGACGUCACCGAAGGGAAAAUGACCCGGUUCGAUUGCCGGGUGACGGGCCGCCCCUACCCGGAGGUAACCUGGUACAUCAACGGCAGGCAGGUCGUCGACGACCACAACCACAAGAUCCUGGUGAACGAGUCCGGCAACCACGCCCUGAUGAUCACCACGGUGAGUCGCAACGACUCCGGCGUGGUGACCUGCUCGGCCCGCAACAAGUCCGGCGAGACCUCCUUCCAGUGCAAUCUGAACGUCAUCGAAAGGGAGCAAGUGGUGGCGCCCAAGUUCGUCGAGCGCUUUUCCACGGUGAACGUCGUCGAAGGGGAGCCCGUGCGGCUGCACGCCCGAGCCGUGGGCACUCCCACGCCGCGCAUCACUUGGCAGAAGGACGGCGCGCCGCUGGUCAGCAGUCCGGACGUCCGCAUCGCGAUUGAUGGCGGAGCCGCCACCUUGGACAUACCGAGGGCGCGCGUAUCGGACGCCGCUUGGUACCAAUGCACCGCCCAGAACGUCGCCGGCUCCACCGCCACUCGCGCCAGACUCUUCGUCCAAACGCCGCAGAGUCCGACGCCCGAACCGAGACGCCUACAUUUACCGAGGCCUACGAAAGUCAUCGAACCUGAACCCGAACCUGGUCCAGAAGUUAUUUAUCUUCGUCAUGUUGAACGAUCUCGCCCGCACGCACCUCCAGGCGAAGAGGAUCGAGUCUAUCCUCCGCCGCAAUUUAUCAUUCCUCUGAGAGAUGCUGUUCAAUUUGAAGGAGGAAAAGUCCACUUUGAGGCCAGAAUCGAACCCGUUGGCGAUCCAACCAUGCGUGUAGAAUGGUUUUUGAAUGGAAAACCUUUAGCAGCUAGUUCUAGAGCCACAUCUAUAUUCCGCUUCGGUUUUAUCGCAUUAGAUAUAAUUAGCUUAAUAAUGAACGACAGCGGGGAGUACACGUGCCGCGUAACGAGCGCUACCGGUUGCGUAGAAUCCCGCGCCUUGCUUAGCAUUAACCCCAGAGCUUCGAUUGAACAAUCUAGUCAGCACCCGGAUAGCUUGCAGUAUAUCCAAAACCUAGAGGAUUACUCUAGAUACCAACGAUCCGACAGUAUGGACGAACGCUCGAACCAGAAGCCCCACUUCAUACGACCGCUCCAGGAUCUCGGGGAAUUACAGGAGGGCAGGAACGCUCACUUCGAAGCCCAGCUGACUCCCGUAAGCGAUCCGACGAUGAAAGUGGAGUGGUACAAAGACGGUAGACCGAUCACCGCCAGUUCGCGUAUAACCACCAUCUUCAACUUCGGUUACGUUUCUCUCAACAUCCUGCACCUACGGACCGAAGAUGCCGGAACGUACACUGUGCGGGCUGUGAACCACUUGGGCGAGGCCAUCAGCUCGGCGAGCAUCGGAGUCUUCACCCGUUCAUCGGUCACCGGCGAUCUGGGAAUACCCGAGCAACAGAAGUACAUCGAGGAGGUGGAGAAAUUAGAGGCGUACCAGCAGCAGAUGCACCAGAAGUACGUGCAAGAGCAGCCGGAAAGCACCCAACCUCCGGUGUUCAAAACGCCUAUUAAGGAUCAAAACGAAAUUCGCGAAGGGGGUUUCGCGCAUUUCGAAGCUCGAUUGGAGCCGGUAGGAGAUUCCACAUUGAGAGUGGAAUGGUUGAAAGACGGCCGUCCGCUAGAAGCUAGCUCCAGAAUAACGAGCUUCUUCAACUUCGGCUACGUAGCUCUAACCAUUAAAGACGUCACGAUCCACGACGUGGGACAUUACACUUGCCGAGCUUACAACGCAGUAGGCCAAGCUACGACCACGGCGCAAUUGAGCGUGGUCAGCCGAAAGGACAUCAGCUUCGAUUCCCAACAUCCCGGUGGUCUGGAGAAAAUCCAGCAUCUGGAAGACAGCAGUAGAUACAACAGAUCCUCCAAGGAGGAGGUGCAAGUUACGCAGAAACCCAGGUUCUUGGGACCGUUGAAGGGCACUAACGUCAUCGUCGAAGGACAACGCGGGCACUUCGAAGCCAGAGUGGAGCCCCAAAGCGAUACCACGCUCAAAAUCGAAUGGUACUUCAACGGCAAACCCAUCCAACCGGCCAAUAGAAUACAAACUUACUACGACUUCGGGUACGUCGCUUUGGACAUCUUAGGCGUACGCGAAGAAGACACUGGCACCUACACAGCAGUGGCCAGAAAUGUCCUAGGGGAAGCCCAAGUCUCCGCCAGCAUGACAGUAGAAACGCGCGCUAGCAUCGAUACGAGAAGCAUGCACCGCGGAGCCUACGACAAGACCAAGCACAUCGAGGAAUCGAAAUUCGUCGAACCUCAGUACCACAUAGAAGAACUGUGCAAAUCCAAGCCCGUGUUCGUAGUGCCUCUAUCCGAUCCUCCUCCGGUGUCCGAAGGCAGGAACAUCCACCUCGAAUGCAGACUGGAACCCAUGGGAGACCCCACCAUGCGCGUGGAAUGGUACUGCAACGGAAGACCUGUAACAGUAGGCUCCCGUUUCAGGACCUACAACGACUUCGGAUUCGUCGCCUUGGACAUCAUCCACGCGAACGCCUCCGAUUCCGGGGAAUAUACAGUGCGAGCCGUUAACCAGCUGGGCUCCGCUCACACAUCGUCUUGCGUUAGAGUCAUAUCCCGUUCGGACAUCAUAACGGACACCCAGCACGAGCAGUCGCUCGAGCAGAUCCAGCACCUGGAGGACUCGUCGCGCUAUCGCAAGCAAAUCGCCGAGGACGUGACGGUGCUGCAGGCGCCGCAAUUCACCAGGUCCUUGCACAACAUCGAGACAGUCGAAGGGACCAACGUGCACAUGGAGUGCCGCCUGCAGCCUGUGGGCGAUCCCACCAUGAGGGUGGAGUGGUUCGUGAACGGGGUACCCGUGAAGACGGGCCACCGGUUCCGGCCGGCCUACGAUUUCGAUUACGUGGCUUUGGAUCUGCUGAGCGUGUACCCCGUGGAUUCGGGCGUGUACACCUGCCAGGCCAGGAACCAGCUCGGCGAAGCUGUUACUUCGUGCUCGGUGAAGGUCAUCGCUAAGAAAGACCUGUUUUUGGAGACCCAGCAUCCGGCUGGUCUCGAAAAAAUACAAUAUCUGGAGGAUUCCUCCAGGUACAAGCGCACCGAAUUCGUGGACGAACAGGUCACUGUUAAACCUAGAUUCGUCACGAAGCCUAAGAAUUUGGAGCACAUGACGGAAGGUAAACACGCUCAUUUCGAAUGCAAAAUCGAGCCUGUUACCGAUCCCAAUCUGAAGGUUGAGUGGUACAAAAACGGCCGUCCGGUGACGAUAGGUCACAGGUUCAGGCCGAUCCACGAUUUCGGCUACGUGGCUUUGGAUAUCGUGGACCUCAUCGCCGAAGACUCCGGCACGUACACUUGCAAAGCGACGAACUUGGUGGGCUCCGACGAGGUCAAUUGCGUACUGCAUUGCAGACAAUUGGGUCAAAUCAUCACUUCCACCCAAAACGAGACUGGAUUGCAGCAAAUCCAGCACCUCGAGGACCGCUCUAGGUACCAGAGGAGAGACGAAAUCGAGGAAACUACGACACAGGCUCCGCUAUUCACCACCUCCCUAAAGAACAUCGACAUCAAAGAGGGCCAACGGGCCCAUUUCGAGUGCAGAUUGAUUCCAGUAUCCGACGCCACCAUGAAAGUCGAGUGGUUCCACAACGGCAAACCCCUGAAAUCCGGAUCCAGGUUCACCGAAACCAACAACUUCGGCUUCGUCGCCUUGGACAUCCUCUACACCUACCCGGAGGAUUCCGGCACGUACACCUGCAGGGCCACCAACGCCCUGGGCGAGGCCGUCACCUCGGCCGUCUGCAACGUGCAAUCCAAGAAAUCCAUCUACUUGGAAUCGGUGCACGAGGGCGCCAUGGAGCGCAUCACGGAGCUCGAGGACUCCUCGCGCUACCAAAGGAAAACCACCCAAGACGAGACCGUCAGCCAAGCUCCUUGCUUCACCAUGCCCGUCAAGGACCUGCGGGUGGCCGAAAACCAAGCGGCCCAUUUCGAAGCCAGGCUCAUUCCAGUGGGCGAUUCCCGACUCAAAGUGGAAUGGCUGCGAAACGGAGUACCAAUACAAGCUUCCAACCGUUUGACCACCAUGCACGACUUCGGAUACGUGGCCUUGAACAUGAAAUACGUGAACCCGGAGGAUUCUGGAACCUACACCUGCAGAGCAACCAACGAUUUAGGCGAAGCCGUCACCUCUGCCACGCUUUUCGUGCAAUCUAAAGCUUCGCUGCAAAUGGAAUCGCAACACGAAGGCGCCCUGCAGAAGCUGCGCCAGCUGGAGGACUCCAGCAGGUACCAGCGCCGCGAAGAGGAGGAGGUGAUCAUCACGCAAGCGCCCGUCUUCACCACGAAACUCAACGGCCCCGCCGAGAUAUUCGAAGGGCAGAGCGCCCACUACGAAUGCCGCAUCGAGCCCUACUUGGACUCGAACUUGAAGGUCGAAUGGUUCCACAACGGGAAGCCUUUGACUACAGGUCACAGGUUCAGGACCGCCUACGACUUCGGUUUCGCCAGCCUCGACAUUCUCACGGCCUACGCGGAGGAUUCCGGAGAAUACACUUGCAGGGCUACCAACAGAAUUGGACAAGCCACAUCUUCUGUGGUUACAAACGUUAAAUCUAAAUCCUCCAUCAUCAGAGACACCCAACACCAAGGCGCUCUACAGAAGAUCCAACACCUGGAGGACGAUUCGAAGUACAAGCGCGUAUCGCACGAAGACGCCUUGGUGCUGGAGAAACCCCAAUUCGGUAGGGGUCUCAAGACCAUCGAGAACCUACCGGAAGGCGCUACCGCCCAUUUGGAAGCGACUCUAACUCCCGUUAACGAUCCCACGAUGAGAGUCGAAUGGUUCUGCAACGGACGACCCAUCCAAACCGGCCACAGGUUCAAAACCACCUACGAUUUCGGCUACGUAGCCUUGGAUAUCCUCUACGCCUACUCCGAAGACAGCGGCACCUACAUGUGCAGAGCCAGAAACGCCGUUGGGGAAGCCGUAACGACAGCCGGCGUAUCAGUAGUAGCCAAAUCCGGCCUGCAAUUGGAAACCUUGGACGAGCAACGUCUCAGCAAGAUCAAGCAACUGGAGAGCUACGAGAGACCUAAAAAGGAAGAAUUCGAAGCGCCGCCGCAGAAACCCGUCUUCCUGACGCCUUUGGUCAGUCUGGAGAACCUCAAAGAAAGCGAACACGCUCAUUUGGAGUGCAGAGUGGAGCCCGUCAACGAUCCCAACCUCAAAAUCGAGUGGUACGUUAACGGCGUGAAAUUACGAGCCGGCCACAGGUUCAGAACCACCCACGAUUUCGGCUACGUAGCCUUGGAUAUCCUCUACGCCUACUCCGAAGACAGCGGCACCUACAUGUGCAAAGCCACUAAUCUAGUAGGCGAAGCUGUCAACACGUGCAACAUCAAAGUCGGCAGUAGAAAGAGCAUUCUGUUGGACACCCAUCACCCGGAAGGUUUGGAGAAGAUCAGGGAGUUGGAAGCGCAAGGUCACCACGCCAGGCUGGAAAUCGAAGAACCAGCACCUACGCCGCCUAUAUUCGUUACCGAAUUACGCGGUACCACCGAAAUCUACGAAGGGCAAACCGCCCAUUUCGAGGCUCAGGUGCAGCCCAUCCACGAUCCGAACCUUCGCAUCGAAUUCUACCACGACGGGAAGCCGCUGCCGGCAUCGUCGCGGUUCCACGUCACGUUCGACUUCGGCUACAUCGCCUUGGACAUCGGCCACGCCGUGCCCGAGGACGCCGGCCAGUACUCGGUGAAGGCCAUCAACAACCUAGGCCAAUGCGUCUCCUCCAUCAACCUGAAGGUCAUCGCCAAGAGCAACAUCAUCUCGGAAUCGCAGCGGCCCGAAGGAUUGGAUAAAAUCAGGCAGCUCGAGCAGCAGCAGCCCUACAAACGACCUGAGGUCGACGAAGCUGUUACGAGGCAGCGACCGGUGUUUACUCAACCCCUUCAGAACAUCGACUUCAUUAAAGAAGGUCAGACUGCUCACUUCGAGUGCCGGUUGAUUCCUGUCGGUGAUCCCACGCUCAAAGUAGAGUGGUUCAGGAACGAGAAACCUCUGGAAGAUAGCUCGCGCAUCACCAAGGUGCACGAUUUCGGCUUCGUUUCUCUCGACAUCACCCACAUCAGAGCCGAAGAUGAAGGCGUUUACAUUUGCCGGGCGACCAAUCCGCUCGGAGAAGCUGUCACCACGGCGUCUAUGAAAAUUAGAACUGAGGCGAGUAUUCAGCUGGACACGCAGCAUCCAGAAGCUCAGAAGAGAAUCGCCCAAUUGGAGCAACCGCUAGCGUCCAAACCCGACGAACCCGAUCACGUGUUCGAGAAACCCAUAUUCACCCAACUGCUCACCGGCCCCACGGAGCUCUGGGAGGGCCAGCACGCCCGCUUCGAAGCUCGCGUGGUACCGGUGGGCGAUCCGGACCUGAAGUUCGAGUGGUACGUGAACGGAAUCGAGCUGAAGCUCGGCUCGCGCUUCAAGGUCACCCACGACUUCGGGUUCGUCACCUUGGACAUCCUCUCCACCAUCAAAGAGGACUCCGGCGUGUACAUGUGCAAGGCCAUCAACAGGAGCGGCGAGGCGGUGUCUUCGAUCUCGAUGAAGGUGAAGCCGAGGUCGAACAUAUCCGGGGAGCCUUUGCACCCCGACGCCUGGCAGAAGAUCCAGCUCAAGGAGGCCGAGAUGAACAAGGUGCCUCAGAUGUUCGUCGACGAGACGCCCCAACAGCCGCCGGUGUUCACCACGCACUUGAAGAGCUACGAUAACCUGGUGGAAGGGCAGCACGUCUAUUUGGAAGCUCAAGUCGAGCCCAGGGCUGAUCCCAACCUGCGCAUCGAAUGGUUCAAAAACGGAAUAUCCUUGUCUACGGGUGCAAGGCUGCGCAGCACCUUCGACUUCGGUCUGGUUACGUUAUCCAUCAAUGGCUUGAGAGAUGACGACUCGGCCAUUUACACUUGCAAAGCGACCAAUAAACUAGGCGAAGCUAUAUCAACUUGCACCCUGAAAAUCGCGGAUCGCCAUUGGUUGUUGGGAGACACCCUUCAUCCGGACGCCAUACCGAAACUCCAAGCCUUGGAGCAACACGAAGUCGCCAGAAAAGAUGCACCAGAACCCGUUUACGACCUACCCGUUUUCAUCACGCAUCUCAACGACAUCGAAUGCAUAGAAGGCGACAACGUGCACUUCGAGUGCAACGUGGAACCCUCCAAAGAUCCCACCCUGGUCAUCGAGUGGUUCGUCAACGGAAAACCUCUACCUAGCGGUUCCAAAUACAAAUCGACCCACGAUUUCGGCUACAUAUCCUUAGAUAUAACCCACACGUACGAAUCCGAUUCGGGCAUGUACACCUGCAAGGCUUCUAACACCAAAGGCUCUGCUUCGACUACCGGCAAGCUGCGAUGCACCGCCAAACAGAACAUCUACCUGGACACCCAGCAUCCUCAAGGAAAGGCCGGCUUGGAGGCCGUACAGGACGUAGAAGAUGCCAUAGCUGGCAAGUACAAGAGACAACCUUCAGCGCCUGAGAAAGACUACGGAAAGCCAGUAUGGAUAGUACCCUUGAACCCGGAAUUCCACCUAGCUGAAGGCCAACCUUUGCAUUUGGAAGGCACGGUGGAACCUAAGGAGGAUCCCAACAUGAAAAUCGAAUGGUUCUUCAACGGUAAAUCCAUCGACCACGGCAGCAGGUUCAAAUUUACCCAAGACUUCGGGUUCGUCACGCUAGACGUCACAGAUGUCUACGAACGAGACCAAGGCAUCUACACCUGCAAAGCUUCGAAUAAAUCUGGCGAAGCUUUCACCUCGACGACGAUCUACUGCACCAGCAAAUCGAAUCUGAUCGAAAGAACGCAACAUCCCAAAGGCCAAGAAGGCCUGGAGAAGAUCCAGGAUCUCGAGGACUCUCUCAACAGACCUGAAGCGCCGAAGGCAGAAUUAGAAGAAGGACACGCUCCGGUGUUCACAUCGGAAUUCGUUGAACUUUCCAAUCUUUCUGAAGGCGAGAUUGCUCAUUUCGAAGCUGGUUUGACUCCUGUUGGUGAUCAAACCAUGAAAGUAGAGUGGUUCUACAACGGCAAAACCAUCGAAGCUUCGCACAGGUUCCGAACGGUGCACGCAUUCGGUAUGGUUGUGCUAGAGAUCUUAGGUACCAAAAUCGAAGAUUCCGGUACUUACACCUGCAAAGCCACCAACAAAUGGGGCGUAGCCGAACAAAGCGUCCGGCUGGGGUGCGUCGAGAGAACGGGUGGACAAAAACCAAAGUUCACCACUCACAUCAAGGACAUCGUAGGUCUCAAAGACGGGCAAUCCGCCCACUUCGAAUGCACGUUGGUGCCGGUCAACGAUCCCGACCUCAAGGUCGAAUGGUACCACAACGGGCAACCCAUACUGGAGAAAAACCGGAUCAAAAGGGUGGCGGACUUCGGUUUCGUCGUCAUGGACAUCUCCUACAUUCAAAACCACGAUUCCGGGGAGUACGUGUGCAGGGCUUACAACAAAUACGGAGAGGACUUCACCAGAGCAACCAUCUCGGCUCACGGUAGAGGCGGCGUCUUCACGGACACCCUUCAACCGGAGUCCCUGGCGAGGAUAAGAGAACUGGAGAGCAUGCAUGGUCAGCACGCCCAAGCGCCCUCUGCUCCCGUCACAGAACCGCCCAAAUUCAUCACCCAAAUCCAGGACGUUACCAAGUUGGUGGAAGGGCAGAGCGCCCACUUCGAGGCUCGCCUCACGCCCGUCACCGAUCCCGAUUUGGUGGUGGAAUGGUACUACAACGGGCAAAAAUUGCCGCACGGCCACCGGUACCGAACUUUCCACGACUUCGGCAUCGUCAUCCUGGAUAUACUCUACUGCUACGAGGAGAACUCCGGCGAAUACGAGUGCAGGGCCUACAACAAGCACGGACAGGACUCCACCAAAGCCAAUUUGAAGUGCGUAUCGAAGACGAACCUAAUCCUGGACUCGCAACUCCCGCGGGGCAUGGAAGGCGGAUUAGAAAAGAUCCAGACCUUGGAAGAUUCCAUGGUACGCACCAGAGAUGAAAGGGAAGAAACUAAAGUAGGCAAAGCUCCGGUUUUCACAGUACCGCUAUCGAACAUCGACAGUCUCCGCGAAGGCGAGAACGCCCAUUUCGAAGCCAGGCUGAUCCCCACCGACGAUCCCAAGCUCAAAGUCGAGUGGUUCUGGAACGGCAAGCCGCUCAGGACCGGCUCGAGGUUCCGCACGUUCUGCGACUUCGGCUUCGUCAUACUGGAAAUAUCGCCCGUCUACCCGGAGGACUCGGGCGAGUACUCUUGCAGGGCUUCCAACGAAUACGGCGAGGCGGUGACCACCGCCACCAUGAAGGUCUCCGGCAAGAGGAGCAUCAUCUUGGAGUCGCAGCUGCCCAAAGGCAUGGAGGGCACCAUCGAUAAGAUAGCCGAGCUCGAGGGACUCGGAGUGGCGCCGUCUCAACUCACUCCCGACGACGACACCGGCAGACCGCCGGAGUUCAUCACCUCCCCCUCGGACCUGGUGCUCAACGAGAACGGCUCGGCGCAUUUCGAAUGCAGGCUGAUACCGGUCAACGACGCCAGCAUGCGAGUGGAAUGGUUCCACAACGGCAAACCCCUGUGGGCCGGUUCCAGGAUAAAGACCAUCAACGAUUUUGGGUUCGUGAUAUUGGAAGUGUCAGGCGUUUACCAAAGGGACUCCGGUUUGUACACGUGCAAAGCUACAAAUCGCCACGGCGAAGCCACCGUGUCCUGUCAGCUGCAGGUUAAAGGCAGACAAGGCAUCGUCAUGGAGCCCCAGCUGCCGUCCAACUUCCGCACCGGCACCGAGAGCAUACAGAAACUCGAAGAGCAACUGCACAAACGCGAGGAAAUUCUAUCCGAAGAGGAGAAACCCAAUCCUCCGAGGUUCAUCGUAGAAAUCAAAGACAACGUGGACGUGCCCGAAAGUGGCCCGAUUCACUUCGAUUGCAGAGUGGAGCCCGUCAACGAUUCCACGAUGAGAAUCGAUUGGUUCCACAACGGCAGACCGUUCGCCACCGGCUCCAGGGUGCACCAGAUCAACGAUUUCGGAUUCAUAUCGUUGGACAUCGACUACUCCUACAGCAGAGAUGCCGGAGAAUACAUUUGUCGCGCCACUAACAAAUGGGGCACCGCCACCACUAAAGCCACGGUGACCACAACGACCAAGAAGAGCAUCGAUACGGAAAGCCAGUUGCCGUCCGGAAUGAGCGCGGAGAAGCUCAAAGAACUCGAGAAGGGUCCGAUAUCCAGGGCUCCGGACGUCGACAAGACUUACUCACCGCCGAAAUUCAUCACCCAAAUCGAAUCGUCGACGGUAGAAGAAUCGGAAUCCGUGCAUUUCGAGUGCCACGUGGAACCCAAAGACGAUCCCAAGCUGCGCGUCGAAUGGUACAGAAACGGCAAACCCCUACCAUCGGGACAUCGUUACAGGAACGUCUUCGAUCUCGGCUUCGUCUCCUUGGACAUCCUCUACGUCUACGAAGAGGACUCCGGCGAGUACGUAUGCAGGGCGGUCAACGACCACGGCGAGGACUUCACCAAGGCCAGGAUAUCCUGCAAGAAGCUGCCCAACAUCAUCUUACAAAACCAGGUGCCUAAAGGCAUGAAGAAAUCCGAGACGCUGAUGCAAAUGGAGGCGGCCAUCAAGAAGUACACCUCCGAGAUUUAUUUGACCGAAGACGAUUUGUACGAUGUAGAUAAAAAACAACCGCCUAGAUUCGUGACGCAGAUCAAAGAUCAAACGGACCUGGUGGAAAUGCAAUCCACGAAAUUCGAAUGCCAAUUGGCUCCCGUUGGAGAUCCCAACAUGAAAGUCGAAUGGUUCCUCAACGGUAAACCUCUUCCUCACAAGAACAGAUUCACUCCCAUCUACGAUUUCGGCUACGUAGCCAUGAACUUCGGCUGGGUAUACCCCGAAGACAGCGGAGAAUACCUCUGCAGGGCCACCAACUUGUACGGCAUGGACGAAACCAGAGCCAUAAUCAAAACAGCGGGUAAACCGGGCAUCAUCUACGAAUCGCAACUACCCAAAGGCAUGAAGAGCAUCGAAAGGAUCCGCGAACUGGAAGCCUCUUGGCAAAACGUACCGGAGGAGGCGGUGGAGGAAUCGAAGCCCCGACAGGCGCCGGUGUUCGUCAGCAAACCGGACCCGGUGACGGUGGAAGAAGGCGAAUGGGCCCGGUUCUGUUGCCGCGUAACAGGCCAUCCGAGGCCGCGCGUCAUGUGGCUGAUCAACGGCCACACGGUGGUCAGCGGCUCGCGCUACAAGCUCACCUACGACGGCAUGUACCACCUGGACAUACCCAAGACCAGGCAGUACGACACCGGCAAGGUGGAGGUGAUCGCCCGCAGCUCCGUCGGCGAGGCCAUCGCCGAGACCGAGCUGCGCAUCAUACCCAGGCACGACGACUACCGAGGAGUGCUGAAGAACUCGCCGAGACCAUGGUAUGAUCUAGAACUAGCUGAUUACCAGAAAGAACGCGGUGAAACCGAGCUAGAGAAGGUCUUCGACGAGCGCAACACCACCUUGAGGGAAAGCGGGGUCAACGUGACCGGCGUUCACGUGCAACCCAAGGAGUUCAAAGAGCCGGAAACCGAAUGGCAGAGGAACGUAAAAACCAAAAAAGGCGAGGAUUACUACAGCAAAAUCCAAGAGCUCGAGAACGAGCAGGUGACCAAGGAAAUCAGACUCCGCGAACAAUCCCACCAAUACGCCAUACCCGGUGAGAAAGUCGUCAGCAGCUCGGUAUCCAGAGGCAUGGCUCAACAAUACGAGCAAAACUUAGAAGAGAAGCCUAAUUACAACGUGAACUUGGCGCCGGUGCCUCGGCUACCGAAACCCGACCAGGAGAAACCUGUGCCUCACAAAGACCAAAUCAAACUGAGGAAAACCGACAAGAGCCAGGAAUUGGUCCAAAGCGAAACCGAAGUGGAAACCAAGCAGCGAGGACCUGGAUACCAACCGCAGCCGACAGAAUCCGGAGUGCACGGCAGAGAAGUCUACGUCACCAAGCAGAAACAAGUACAAAAAGAACAGAAAGGCGACCUGGAGAUCACCAGAAACAUCACAUCUACCGAAACCACCGACGUGGAACACAAAGCCAAGACCUCCGAACGUUUGGUACAAGGCCAACAGCUACCAUCUAACCCUCCGUUCUUCACGAAGAAAAUCCAACCGGUCAGAGCGUUCGAGAACGAUUCCGCCAAGUUCGAAGUCGAAUUCGACGGGGAUCCGCUACCUAAGAUCACCUGGUACAGAGAGGACUUCCCCAUCACCAGCUCGCCCGACCUGAAAGUCUACACGUUCAGCACCAAAUCCAUCCUGCAAAUGAGACAGGUGUUCCUCGAGGACUCCGGCGUCUUCAGCGUCGUGGCGGAGAACCGCGGCGGCACCGCCAAAUGCAGCGCCAACUUGGUGGUGCAGGAGCGCAGGAGGCACGGCCGCACCGGCGCCGUACCGCCCAGCUUCACCACCACCAUCCAAAGCGCCAAAGCCAACGCCGGCCAACUGGUGAGAUUCGACGCCAAGGUCGAGGGCACCAAGCCGAUCGACGUCUACUGGCUAAAGAACGGCAAGAAGAUCUCCUCGGACAUCAGGUACAAAACCCUCGAGGAGGACGAGGUGUACACGCUGCUCAUCAUCGAAGUGGCUCCGGACGAUGCGGGGAAGUACGAGUGCGUCGCCAUGAACAGCUCAGGCGAAUGCAGAUGCGAGGCAGAGUGCUCGGUGAUCGCGCCUGCAGCUCCGCAGAAAUCCUCUAAACCUACUACACCUGGUGCAGAGAAGGCCCCGGUUCUGGUGGAACCUCUGCGCGACCAGACCAUCAAAGAGGGCCAAGCCGUGGUGUUCAGGUGCAACGUAUCCGCCAAACCGGCGCCGAUUAUCAAAUGGCACAAGGCCGACAAGGUCAUCAAGCCUUCCAAGUACUUCCAGAUGACCAAGGAGGGCGACUUUUGCACGCUGAAGAUCUCCGAAGCCUUCCCCGAGGACGAAGGAGUGUACAAAUGCACGGCGGAGAAUCCUGCGGGGACUGUUACUACGCAGGCUAAGUUGAGAGUGCUGGCUCCUGAUGUGCAGGAGGUGGCGCCUUCGUUGACUCCUAUGAGGGAUGUGACUGUAGUGGAGGGUAGUCCUGCUCAGUUCAGGACCACUAUAUCCGGGAAACCCAAGCCUACCAUCCAAUGGCUGAGGGAUGGGUUCCUUAUACCCGAAUCGCCAGAUUUCCAGAUGAUCCAAGAAGGAAACAACGCAAUUCUGCUGAUAUCCUCGACCUACGAAGAGGACACCGGAGUGUUCACCUGCAGGGCCACAUCCUCCGCAGGACAAGUCGAACAAUCCGCCAAGCUUACAGUAAAAAGACGAAUAGGAUCGUACAGAAAAUCAUCGAAAAUCCAAACGGAAGAUCGCUCCGAAGACACCCAAUCGCACAUCAAAGACCAACAGGGUCCCGGGGGCCCGGGCACCACCGCCCAACGGGCCUCCCUGGGCUCCAAGGGGGGCUCGCAGCCCCAACAGGGCGUCGAAUUACCAGUCGGGGACGAGUCGCUGCCUUGGCGACAAAAGGGCAGAACACCGCAGGCUCCGGCGCAGGCUCUAUCGCAGGCUCCGGCGCAGGCUCAACCUUGGACCGAAGAACAGGUCACGUUGAAAGCCACGCGAAGGGAACGGAAGGAGAUACCGAAGGAGAAAAUCGAAGAUGUGGCCUUAAAGCCGCUUCGACACACCGAAGACUCGACUCUUUUGACUCUAAGCGAUAGAGAACAGGAGAUAAUUCGGCGCAAACAGCAACAAAUCCACGCCGAAGACUCCGCCGUAACAGAGCAGGAGAAAGUAGAGCGAGCUGAGCUGGAUCUGGCGCAGAAAGAUUGGCGCAGGAAGCGAGAUCAGAAAGUACCGGAAACUCAACCGAAACCACAAGAACCGGUGCCUUGGACACAACAAGACGUCCAAUUGAAACCAACGCCUCGACAACCUAAAGAACUCAAAAAAGAUACUUUAGAAGAGGUCGUUUUGAAGCCUUUACGAAAAGAGCUCGAACUGGUGCAGAACGCCCAAUUCACGGAAGACACUACUAUUCUCAAACUAGAAGAAUCGCAGAAGAGCGAUGUUAAGAAACGAGGUCAACUUCAACCACUAACUCACACUGAAGAUGCAACGAUUACUAAAAUUGAAGAAAGAGAAGAUAUCACGCGAACUCAACAAGCCGAAUCGCGGGCUUGGAGGAAGCCUAAACCUGCUGAUAAACCAGAAGAAGAAACCGUUUCCCAACCAAUACCUUGGACACAAGAGAAAGUUGCUCUCAAGAAACCUGAAGCGGCAAGAAAAGAACCCACGCAAGAAGAAGAUAAAGAAGAACAGAAACCUAAGGACGUCCCUUGGACGCAGGAAAAAGUCCUCCUGAAGAAAACUCGACGGGAAUCCAAGCAUGUCGAAAAAGACACGAUUGAGCAAGUUGCGCUAAAACCGACUCGACCGGUACAGAGAGCUGAAGAAACUGAAAUAACGCAGCAAACUGCUGAAGAAAUGGAGGUUGUUCAAACUAAAUCGUGGAGGAAGCAGGAGAAGCCUGCUACUCAACAAGUAGCAGGAGAGGAAGUGCCGAAAGUGCAAGAAGCUCGAGAAGAAAUGCUUCCAGAAGAGAAAAGGGUUACUGAAGAAAAACCUAAAGAAGAAAUCGUUCCGUGGAACAAAGAAAAGAUAGUUCUCAAGCGAUCCAAAGUCGAAAGGAAAGAAAUGGUGAAAGAUGAAUUAGAAAAAGUAGAAUUAAAACCAUUCAAGAAAGUUCACACUGAAGAUCAAACUCUAAUUGAACCUGUCGAAGAUGUAGAACAAGAAGAAGAACGUAGAAAAGUAAUUAAAAAGAGAGUUGAAAAAGACAAAGAACAGGUAGUUAAAGAUGACAGGAAAGAGGAAAUAACUGAUACUAAACCUAAGGAAAAAGUUGAAACCAAAGAAGAAACUGCUGAAAUAAAAUCUUGGCGUAAACCUAGACAACCUAUAAAACCUGAAGAAGAACAACCAGUGAUAGAGCAACCAACGGAAGAAAAGCCAUCGCAGAAAGCUCACGAAGAAGAGACAAAAGUACAGAAAGCUGAGGAAGAAAUUAUUCCAUGGAACAAACAAAAGAUUACUUUAAAACGAUCUAAAGUUGAAAGAAAAGAAAUAGUCAAAGAUGAACUAGAAAAAGUAGAACUAAAACCAUUUAAGAAAGUUCAUACUGAAGAUCAAACUCUAAUUGAACCUGUUGAAGAUGAAGAACAAGAAGAAGAGCGUAAGAAAAUAAUUAAGAAGAGAGCUGAAAAAGACAAAGAGCAGGUUGUUAAAGAUACCAGGAAAGAGGAAGUAACGGGUAUUAAACCUGAGGAAAUCACUAAACCUAAAGAAAUAAUCGAAACCAAAGUAGAAACUACUGAAGUGAAAUCUUGGCGUAAACCUAGGCAACCUUUAAAACCAGAAGAAGAACAACCUGCGAUUGAGAAACCAACAGAAGAGAAGCCUUUACAGAAAGCUCAAGAAGAAGAACCAAAGGUACAGAAAGCUGAAGAAGAAAUCAUUCCAUGGAACAAACAACAAAUUACUCUUAAGAGAUCUAAAGUUGAGAGAAAGGAAAUAGUCAAAGAUGAACUAGAGAAAGUAGAGCUAAAACCAUUCAAGAAGGUUCAUACUGAAGAACAAACUCUCAUCGAUGUUGUUGAAGAACAAGAACAAGACAAGGAAAGCAAGAAGAUCGUUAAGAAAAAAGUGGAGAAAAGCAAAGAGGUAAUAAUUAAAGAUAACGAGAAAGAGCAAACGUUCGUCAAACCUGAUGAAACUACUAAACCCAAAGAAAUAAUUGAAACUAAAGAAGAAAUUACUGAGGUGAAACCUUGGCGUAAGCCACGGCAACCUGCAAAACCUGAAGAAGAAAAGCCUACGCAGCAAGUACAAGAAGAAGAAACAAAAGUACAAAAGGCUGAAGAAGAAAUUAUUCCAUGGAAUAAACAACAAAUUACCCUUAAGAGAUCUAAAGUUGAAAGAAAAGAAAUAGUUAAAGAUGAAAUAGAAAAGGUGGAACUAAAACCAUUUAAGAAAGUCCAUACUGAAGAACAAACUCUCAUCGAUGUUGUCGAAGAACAAGAACAAGAUCAAAGUAAAAAGACAAUAAAGAAAAGGGUUCAAAAAGAUAAAGAAACUUUUGUUAGAGAUGAAAUCAAACAAGAAACUCUUCCAACACCAGAAGAAGUCACGAAACCUCAAGAAGUUACUGAAAUAAAAGAAGAGACUACUGAAAUUAAGUCCUGGCGUAAGCCAAGACAACCUGUAAAGCCCGAGGAAGAACAACCAGUGGUGGAACAACCAAAAACAGAAGAAAAACCUUUGGAAAAAGUUAAAGAGGAAGAAACAAUAAAGCAACAGGCAGAAGAAGAAAUCAUUCCAUGGAAUAAACAAAAGAUUACUCUAAAACGAUCUAAAGUUGAAAGAAAAGAAAUUGUAAAAGAUGGAUUAGAAAAAGUAGAACUAAAACCAUUUAAGAAAGUUCAUACAGAAGAUCAAACACUUAUUGAACCUGUUGAAGAUGAAGAACAAGAAGAAGAACGUAAAAAGAUAAUCAAAAAGAAGGUGGUAAAAGACAACGAAAAAGAGGUUAAGGAUGAUUUCAAAGAAGAAACUAAAGUUAAACCUGAAGAAAUUGUGAAGCCUCAGGAAAUUACAGAAGUAGAAGAAGAAACCACUGAAGUGAAAUCCUGGCGUAGACCUAGAAAACCAACGAAACCUGAAGAAGAAAAGCCUGUGCACCAGGUUCAAGAGGAAGAAACUAAAAUUCAAGAAGCAGAAGAAGAAAUUAUUCCAUGGAAUAAGCAACAGAUCACUCUUAAACGAUCUAAAGUAGAGAAGAAAGAAAUAGUAAAAGAUGAACUAGAAAAAGUGGAACUAAAACCAUUUAAGAAAGUUCACACUGAAGAUCAAACUCUUAUUGAACCUAUUGAAGAUCAAGAGCAGCAAGAAGAAACUAAAAAGAUAAUCAAAAAGAAAGUGGUUAAAGAAAAAGAAAAAGUGGUUAAGGAUGAUUUGAAAGAAGAAACUGAAGUUAAACCUGAGGGAAUUGUGAAGCCUCAGGAAAUUACAGAAAUAGAAGAAGAAACCACUGAAGUAAAAUCUUGGCGUAGACCUAGAAAACCAACAAAACCUGAAGAGGAAAAACCAGUGCACCAGGUUCAAGAGGAAGAAACUAAAUUGCAAGAGGCAGAAGAAGAAAUUAUUCCAUGGAAUAAACAGAAAAUUUCUCUUAAACGAUCUAAAGUAGAAAAGAAAGAAAUAGUUAAAGAUGAACUAGAAAAGGUGGAACUAAAACCAUUUAAGAAAGUUCAUACUGAAGAUCAAACUCUAAUUGAACCUGUUGAAGAACAAGAGCAAGAAGAAGAAACUAAAAGGAUUAUCAAAAAGAAAGUGGUUAAAGAAAAGGAAAAAGUGGUUAAGGAUGAUUUCAAAGAAGAAACUGAAGUUAAACCUGAGGAAAUUGUGAAGCCUCAGGAAAUUACAGAAGUAGAAGAAGAAACCACCGAAGUGAAAUCCUGGCGUAGACCUAGAAAACCAACAAAACCUGAAGAGGAAAAACCGGUGCACCAGGUUCAAGAGGAAGAAACUAAAUUGCAAGAGGCAGAAGAAGAAAUUAUUCCAUGGAAUAAACAGAAAAUUUCUCUUAAACGAUCUAAAGUAGAAAAGAAAGAAAUAGUUAAAGAUGAACUAGAAAAGGUGGAACUAAAACCAUUUAAGAAAGUUCAUACUGAAGAUCAAACUUUAAUUGAACCUGUUGAAGAACAGGAGCAAGAAGAAGACCGUAAAAAGAUAAUCAAGAAGAAAGUUGAAAAAGACAAAGAAAUAGUUGUUAAAGACACCAAGAAAGAGGAAAUAACGGAUAUUAAGCCUGAAGAAACAAUCGAAACCAAAGAAGAAACUGUUGAAGUGAAAUCUUGGCGUAGGCCUAGAAAACCUGUAAAACCUGAAGAAGAACAACCAGUAAUUGAGCAACCAACCGAAGAGAAACCUUUGCAAAAAGUUCAAGAAGAAGAGACUAAAGUACAGAAAGCUGAAGAAGAAAUCAUUCCAUGGAAUAAACAACAAAUUAAUCUUAAGAGAUCUAAAGUUGAAAAGAAGGAAAUAGUUAAAGAUGAACUAGAGAGAGUAGAACUAAAACCAUUCAAAAAAGUUUAUACUGAAGAUCAAACUCUUAUUGAACCUAUUGAAGAUGAAGAACAAGAAGAUAAAAGUAAGCAGGUAAUCAAAAAGAAAGUUAAAAAAGAUAAAGAAAAGGUCGUUAGAGACGUUCAAAAAGAGGAUAUAGUUGAGAAACCCGAGGAAAUUGCUAAACCUGAGGAAACAGCUAAACCUGAAGAUAUAAGUGAAGAAAUAACAGAAGUAAAAUCUUGGCGCAAACCUAGACAGCCAAUUAAACCUAAAGAAGAGGAGCCUGUAGUGGAAGAAGCAAAAACUGAAGAAAAACCAGAACAAGAAGAACAACCUAAAGUCGAAGAACUAGACAAACCAACAGAUAAACCUGAAGAAAAACCGAAGAAGAAACGCAUUCCUCUGGAAGCUAAAGAAGAAAUAGUUCCAUGGAACCAACAAAAAAUUGAAUUGAAACCGUCCAAAGUGAGUAAAAAGGAACAGAGCAAAGUUGAAUUGGAAGCAGUAGACUUAAAACCAGUUAAGAAAACUGUCGAAGAAACAGCUAUUAAACAAAUAGAUGAAGAAGAAAUCGAAGAAAUCGAACUUAAACCGAAAGAAUUUGUAAAGAAAACAAAGAAAGACAGCGACAAAAUCACUGAAGAAAAAUUGAUAACUGAAGAAGAAAAAGAAAAGGAACCAGCAAAAUCCAAAGAAAUUAAAAAGAAAAUCAAGAAAGAGAAGAAGAUUGAGAAAGACGAUAGAAUACACGAAAGAGAAGAAACAGUUGAUACUUCACCUGAAGAAGAAACAACUAAGAAAGUUACUGAGCAAUCUCUUAUAGUUGAAAAGGCAGAAGAAAUUGACAAGCAACCGCAACUUGCUAAGGAAGUAACUGUUCCAGAGGAAGAAGAGGUUACUCCAGAAAAAGUGCAAUUGAAGAAAACUCCAAAACAAAUCCAGCCGAUUGAAAAACCAACAAUGGAAACUGUUACAUUGAAACCUGUUAAAAAACAACAAGCAGAAGAAAAACCUAAAUCAUCUUCAGAAGAAGAAGAAGAAAUCGAAGAAGUGAUUGAAGUUGGCAAAACGAAACGAACGAGAAGGAAGAAACCGAAGAGGAAACCUGUACGAGAAACGACUGAAGAAAUUAAAGACGUCGAAGAAAUCAAGCCUGAAGCAGAGGAAAUUCAGAGAGUCGAAUUACCAGAAUCUGUAAUAGUGGAAACAGUUGUAGAAAUCGAAGAUACGGUGGUUUUGAAAUUGGACGAUCAAGAAAAACCGAAACCUAAGAAACCUAAAAAGUACGAACAAGAAGAGGUCAAAGUUGAAGAAUUGCCGAAACUGAAGCCUGUGCCUAAAUCACAACCUAAACCUGAAGAAGCUGAAAUUGAACAAGUUACGUUAAAACCGAUACCUAAAGCGGAAGAACAAAAAGAAGAAGUUACCGUCAAGAAGAUCAAAAAGAAGAGACCUCAAAAAGAAGAAGAAAUGCCAGAACCUGAGGAAAUCGAGAAAUACGUACCAGAAGUUGCUGAAAAGGUCGAAAUUGACAAGAAACCUAAGGAAACCAAGGAAAUAGAAGAAACUCCUUGGCGAAGACAAGAGAAGCCUAAAAAAGAAAUACCAGAAGAAGAAAAAAUUACUCUGAAAAUAGGCAAAGGCAAAAUACCUUUAGAAGAAGAAUCUAAAGAAGAAGUCAAACUAAAACCUGUAAAGAGGCAACCAAAAGGUCCAGAAGAAGUUCCGGAAAAAUCUACAUUUAAACCUUCACCAGAAUCUAUCGCUACACCUAAAGAAUACGAGAAACCUGAGUUUGACGUGUCGCCCAAGACCACCGACGAAAAACUCGAAAUAAUCGAACAAAAAGCUGAAGAAAUAUCCGAAGAAAUCAGAGAAGCCCAACCUAUCGUCGAAGAACCCAAAGCACCAUGGAGACGAACCGUUAAGGAGAAACCUAAACCUGACGAAGAAUCCAAAGAAAUGCCGAAAGGUAAGAGGAAGCCUCUACCCGAAGAAGAAAAGGAAGAAAUCAAAUUGAAACCUAUCAGUAAAGAAAAACCUGAAACACCUGUGCAAAAAGUUCAAAUAGAAACCAUCAAACGAGAAUUUGCUACAGAAAUUCCUCUCAGCGAACACGAUGACACAAUAGCAAUCAAAGCCCUUGAUAAAAAAGAAGAAAUUGAAGAAGAAACCGUCCAAGUGAAAACCAAGAAAAUCAGAAAAGUCAAACAAAAAACCGUCACCUUCGACGAAGCCAAAAUCGUCGAAGAAAUACCAACAGAAGAAGAACUAACCGAAGAAGAACGAACCGAAAUAGAAAAAACCAUCCUCCAAAAGCGCACCAAGCCCAAAACCAUCGCCCCAAGGUUCACCCAAAGAGUCGAGCCUGCGGUCGCCGAAGAAGGCAAACCUUCGCUGCUGACCUGCAAAGUCGAAGGCGCGCCCUUCCCCGACAUCACCUGGUACAAAAACGAGAAAGUGCUGCAAAGCACCGAGCGAGUCUUCGUCAACAUCGUCGAGAACACCGUCUCCUUGGAGUUCGCCAAGGUCGAGCCCCAGGACGUCGCCAUAUACUCCUGCAAAGCAUCGAAUCCCGCCGGCGUUGCCACGUCUACGGCGAACCUCGUCAUUCUAGAAAAAGAAGAACCUGGCGAAGCCCCGCGCUUCACACAACCGCUGCAACCGAAGAUAGUCGGAGAAGACCAAGCAGCUUCGAUGGAAUGCGUGGUGACCGGCCAACCAACACCCGAAGUUCAUUGGUUCAAAGAAGGAAAACCGCUCAAACCUUCCACUCAACAUGUACAAUCGUUCAACCCCGCCACUGGCGUGGCUACUUUGGAGAUAUCCAAACCUACGCCAGAAGACGAGAAGAUCUACAGCGUGAAAGCCUCGAACAAGUUCGGGCAAGCCGAGUGCCGGGCCAAUUUGGUGAUAUCCAAAUCGGUUUCGGUCGCGCAACCGGUGGUUCUUCACGCUCCCAGGAUCACCAAGCCGGUGCGAGCUGCGCUGGUGAAACCCGACGAAGACGUCGUGCUGGAAGCCGGCUUCGAAGGCACCCCCCAGCUGGAGGUGACUUGGUUGCGAAACGGCGCCGAGAUCAAACCCAGCGACGAUUUCCGCAUCGAAACCGAAGCUAACGCCACUAAGCUGGUGAUCAAGAAGAAAGUGGCCAAGAGGCAGAAGGGCGGCAAAUACGAAGUGAGGGUUGUCAACAAAAGAGGCGAAGCUAGGUCUUCGGGAUCGGUAACCGUAGUGGAACAACGUUCGGACGCCCAACCGCCGCGCUUCGUGGAAGUGAUCAAACCGCAGAAGGCUUUAUUAGGCGAUACCGUCAUCCUCGAAGCUAUCGUCGAAGCUACACCUGAAGCUACAUUCCAAUGGUUCCACGAUCUCACCCCGAUCACACCGUCGCAAGCGCGUAGAGUCGUCACCAAACACAACAAAUCCGUGUUACUGAUAACCGAAGUAACUCCGGAAUUCGCAGGCUCCUACACCUGUCGAGCGGAAAACGCAGUAGGCUCUGUCACCUGCACGUCCACGCUGAACCUGAUAGACGACACCGAAUGGGAGGAAACCAAAGAACUCGAGUACCCGAGGUUCGUCAAGCGCCUCUCGCCCGUCAGAGUCAUGGACGGGGAAAAGGUGGAGUUUAGCUGCGUGGUGACCGGCAAACCGGUACCCAAAGUCCAAUGGUACCACAACGACGUCGUCGUCGACGAAGCCAAGGACAUUACGAUCUACCAAGACACCGAAGGCCUUUGCACAUUGGCCAUAAGCGAGGUGUUCCCGGAAAACGCGGGAGUGUACACUUGCGAAGCCGUAAAUCGCGUCGGCGAAGCCAUCUGCAAAUCGUCGUUGAUCGUGGAAGCCUACGAAUACGUACCAGACUCGGAAUUGGGUCACAUGACCGGUUCCGAAGAGGAUCUGCUGGCCGACAAGACCAUAAGCGAAACCGAUCUCUUCCCGUCGGAUACGGAAGCCGAAGUAGCGCCGAAGAUAGUCAAGAAACUUCCCCAAGUGGUUACCGUCAAAGAUGGCGAAGUAACCAAGUUCGAAGUACAAGCUGUAGGCAAACCUAAACCCGAAGGCAAAUGGCUGAAACACGGCGAGGAAAUCGUACCGUCUCAGGAGUUUGUUAUCGAGAACUUCGAAGACGGCACCUCCGUGCUGACCAUCUCCGAAGUCCUGCCCGAGGACACGGGAGCCAUAACGUACGAAGCUGCUAAUCCUCUAGGAGUAGCAGUCACCACCUCCGAGCUCCUCGUCGAAACUACAGAAGGUAUCGUCGGGACCAAGGACUACAGGAAGCCUGAGUGGGUGACCCAUAUGGAAGAGCUCUCCACCGCACUUAAAGGUAAUAUCGCAGAUAAUCGCAGCUUAUCGCAUGAUUUGUCGUAUGAUAUAUCAGCCGAUAGCCUGGAAUCCAUGACCAAGCGCGAAACCGAAGGUAAGGUAAGAAAGAGGCUCUCGUUUAGCGGUAACCUGGCUGCCAAGGAGCCUUUCUAUCUAACGCAAUCGCACCAUUCGAUCCAAAGCGAGCCUGCGAUGAGCGGGGAAUCCAAAUCCAGCGAUUUCAUCACAGCUGCCAUGUCGGAUUAUCUCAACUCUCACAGGCACUCGCUGAGUUCCGUGAUGGAGCUGAUCAAAUCUCCAGCGUUCCCGGAAGAAUUCCUCAGCAAAAACUCCGCUGGUCUCAAAGAAGAAGAAACUCAAACCGAUCUCUUCGACAUCCUAUCGCCCAUAGAGGAAAAGAGCGAGCCUUCGACGGGCAGCAGCAGCCUGAAGGGCAGCGGAGGCUCGGACAGGCGCAAAUACUACGACUCCCUGGGCAAAUACUCGAGCUCCUGCAAUAUGAUCCCCUCGGAAACGAGCGAAACCAAAAUGGCCGAGAGAUACCGGACGUUCCCGAGGGUUAAGAGCGACAAUUACAUCAAACACGACGACGAGGAGGAGUACGAACUGGGCGACAACAACCCCAUGUUCCCGCUGGAGCCCAGAGAGAUCGAUCCCAGCGCUUUCUUCCAGCUGCACACGGCCGACAGCCAGGAGGAGCUGCAGGAGUUCCUGCUGCUGGAGAGCGAGUGCAUGGACGACGACGGCAACGAUUGCGGCCUGGCCUCGGCCUUCGUGCCGGAGCCCUCUAGCGGCUUCGAAGCCGCGAAAAGUCCACCCACAUUCAUCAAUGAAAUCAAAGACAUUCGAACCACCGAAGCUGAAACAGUCAAGUUUGAAUGUCUUCUAUCAGGAACACCUACACCAGACGUGAUCUGGUAUCACAACGACAAAAUCAUCCGGAACACCGAGAGGAUCAAAGUGAGAAUAGAAGAUAACAGGACGAGCGUAACCAUAACAGACGUAGCUGAUGAAGACGUCGGUUCGUACGUUUGCCGAGCGGUGAGCGAAACCGGCGAAGCUACCAGCAAAGCCAAGUUGUACGUUCAAGAAAUACCCGAACACAAGAAGCGCGAAUUGAAGCUGAAGCGAGCCAAAGAGGAAGAGGAGAGGAUCAAGAAGGAACGGGUUAAGAUCGAGAAGAAGAAAACUGAAAGGAGACGGGUCACUACUAAAUUUACCGAUGAAGAAAAACCUUUGGACGUUACCGAAGUGCAAGCUAUCGAAUCGACCAAAGAAAUCCCCGAAGCCACCAAACCGGAGAAGGCGAAACCUAUUUUGGAUUUGCAACAACCUUUAGGUACCGAAGCGAUAGCAACGGCUAAGAAGAUAGACGACCACAGCGAGGAAUUGCCCGAAGAAAAAGCCACCGAGCUGCUCUCGCCCGCCGAAGCUACAUACCGCGAGGAAAUCCUAACCGAAGAGAUCAUCAAGGACAUCGAAAAGAUCCUUCCGAGGACAUCCAAAGCCGCUCGAACCGUCCAACAAGGCGUCACCGAGCUGGCCGAAAUCAACCUAGACCAAAUCAUCGACAGAUGCGAGAAGAUCAUCCGCAAGAGCGAAACGAAGAUGGCCAAGGAGGUGUCCCAGAUGCUGAAGUUCACCAGUCCCAAGGAGUUCGGGCCGGGCGAGAACCCGCUGAGGGAGAUCGCCGAGAUCGGCUACCUGCUCAAGAACGGCAUCACCGUCAAGGAGGUGACGGUGCUCUACGAGGAGGACAGGUUCCCGUCGCUGAAGUCGCCCCAGGCCCAGUCCGCUUUGGUCAACGUCGUCGAGAGGAAGGGCUACGGGCCGCUGGUGUCCGAGGUGCUCACCGAGGAGAGCGCCGUGGAUGAGAGCAAACUCGCCGCCACCGUGGGCUUCCGCGCCUUCAUGAAGAUGAUAGAGGCCGAGUACGUUACCAUCGAGGAGGUCAUCACCAGCUUCACGCCGCAGGACUUCCUGCAGCGGUUGUGGGAGACUGCCGAAGUCACCGAGGUCACGACCAAGUCUAUUUCUGAGACUGCUACUUUGCUCCAAGAAGUCGAAAUUUUGGAAGAUUCUGGAAAAAUCAUAAAGAAGCAGAAGAAGAAGAAAGACGAGAAAAUCGAAGAAAUCGUUCAAGUCGAGGAAGACACGCAGAGGGAAAUUCGACAGCAGGGAAAAUCCGUUGUUGAGGAAAAUCGCGACGUUGUUAAAAAGAAAGGCUCCGCAGAAGAAGUGGAAAUAGAAGAAAUCAUCGACGAAGAGCGAGUGGUUAAGAAGAAAAUCCAAAUGUACAAACCUCGCACCAACGAAUACGACAUAGAAGAAGAAGAUACAGGUGUACUAGAACCCACUGAACUACCCGCUCAAAAAGAACUACCGUUGAGCUCAUCUAAAAUUGUCCAAGAAGCAGUUACCACUGGCGAAAUAUCCCACAUCGACCAAACAAUCGAUAACCUAAAAGCCACCGUUGAUAUCCUACCGCAUUCUGCAAUAAUCAGCAAAGAAAUCGAAAUAAACGAAACCGAAAAAGCCUACCAAGGUAUCCCCAGCCUAUCUGCCACAGCAGAUACAAGGAUCGAUAACGUUGAAGCUGUUCAAAUAACGGAACAAACGGCGCAAACGGUGCCGGGAAGCUUCGAUGAGGUUUUCAAGCCGGCCAGUUCCAGCGCACAUCAGGUGUUGCAACCUCUGGAAGGCGUGCAAAUCGAGCAAAUCACCUUGGGAGACACCUCGAGCAAAUACGAAACCGCUCAAGUACAAGACAACAAAGCCGUGUUGACUAUUAUACCUCAAGAAGCUAAGACUGUUUCCGAAACUGAGGCAUCGCUGAAGGAAUCCGAAUUCACCCCAGCGACAACAGAAAACGCUAAACCCCUGGAAAUAAACACCUCAGCUACGUACUCCGAAGCAGUGGCUUUGAGCCUAGCUCCGGAGAUCAACGAGGAGGUACAAGAAGGCAAAGCAUCGGUGGAUUUAUUACCGCACACUUCACUUUUAAACGAAACUGUUUACGUGGAGGAACAAGAAAAAACCGGCGAUCGCUUCGAACCCACCACAUCUCUAGCCAGCAAGUCCAUAGAUGCUCUAGAGACAUUCGAAACAACCGAAACGACCGUCCAAAGCACCACCGGCGAAUACGUGCCGCAACCUAAACCUAACGAAUACAACGCUUCCGCGGAAUUCGUGUCCAAAGAAAGCCUGAUUGUUCAAGAACACAACCUAGGAGACUCCCCUGGUGACUUCCAUAAAGUAGAACAACUAGCAGAAAACGCCAGCAUCGCCAUCGUUCCUCAACAAGCCGCCAACAUCACCGACGUUCAAGCAUCGCAAAAGGAAACCGACCUGGAGGACUUCACCAAACCGACCGGAGUCCACGCGCAGCCGGCGUUCACCACCACAGAAGGCCUGCACGUGGAGGAAGUCCAACAAGCCAUGGCCGAAGAGGACCUGAAGCUCACCAAACCGAUCCCCAUCAAACCCAGAUACAACAUCGACGCCAGAGAGCCGCUGAGCGUGGAGGAAGUGCUAGCGCAAGAUAAACCCGGCAAACAUCUUCCGGAGGCGUUCGUAGCGACCGAAGUCGCCACGAAGAGCGUCAUCGCGCAGAAGUCGCUGCAGCAAACGCAAACCGUAGCUCCGGAAUUGGAAGGCGAGUAUAUACCCGGCAGGCUGCCGCCCUCGCAGAAGGCGAGCUUCAACAUCGCCGCCGAAGAAGGCGUCGUGGUUUCGCAAACGGAGGUUUCCGAAAAAGAGAACGAAUUCGAUGGGGAAUUCGUGGCAGAGAGCGGACAAGCCGUGGAGAACAUAAUUCUAUCGGAGGGCGUGAGCGUCAGCGCCGUGGACACGCAGCAACCGCAAGGGGACAUCGCCGUGGAGGCGCCGAACCUCCAGCAGAGCUCGGUGGAGUUAUCUCCGUUGGAAUCGCUGGUGUCGCAGACUACGUUUUACAACGAGAAGGAGAUGCAGUACGAAGACCAACCGGUCGAUUACAAGAGCGCCGGAGCUUCGUUUACUUACCUGGAAAGCACCAGUCAAACUGUUACCACUGUGCAGGAAUCGGAGGAUACCCUUCCAGAUUUCUCCCAACCUACCAGCAUACUACCAGAAGUAUCCGUAGCGCCCAACCAAUCCCUUACGAUCGAAGAAAUCGAAACCAACGAACUACCCAGCGACUUUACCUCGCUGCCUAAGUUCAAGACAGACGUAGUUUCAGUAGACAUCCAAACCCAGGAAGCCACCAACAUCACCGAAACCCACCCAGGAGAAACGGAAACCCAAUAUGAACACCUCCAACAAGAAACCUACAACAUCGAAUCCUCUUUGACAAGAACCUUAGAAGAAGUCACCGUAACUCAAUCGGAUAUACUCGAAACUGAGAAGGAACUCAACGAAUUCGAGCUGCCUGAAUCCAAGAAGGUCAAGCAACUACCUGGUAAUUUACUACCUAUAGGACUCAUCGAGGAAACCACACCAGAAGAUACCAUCGGCGCUCUGAAGGAACCCACCAAAGACGAAGGUAAAGCUAACGUGCAACAAUCGAUCCGCAGCGAAGUGGUCGUAUCCCAAGCAAUUCCAACUGAAAACAUCAAAGAUAUUAAGGAUGAAAUCGCGGAAACGAAACAAGCUACUCAAACUUUAUACCACAACACUGCCAUAAACGUGACGGAAACUCGAACUGAAGACAGCGAGAAACCUUACACGCCUGGCGAAGCUCCCGUAGGCGUACACGCCACGCCUGACAUCUCCAGCAGACUGGUAGCCAGCAACAUUCUCACGGAGACCAGAGAGCACACUUCGAACCUCCAAAUCGACCAGCCACAGGAGGUAACCGCGGCUGCGGAACAAGAAGCCUUAAACACGCUGGAAGUAACUGAACUCGAAUUAGCCGAAAAGGAAAAAGACUACGUAGAAGCCAAGCCCGAAGGUAAGAACGUCGUGGUGAACUUAACCGAGCUUCUAUCGGGCGCUAACGUCUCACUGGUUCAAACUAACGAGAAAGAAGAAACAUACGAAGACAAGCCCAAACCAUUACAAUUACUGGCAUCGCAAGCAUUAACCACCCAAGAAGUCUUCGUCACGUCCCAAAUCGAAAGCGUGGUGCACGCGGAUUUCAUCGAAGAAGAAGAAAUACCCACCGGCAAAGCGAAGAAAUACACCAAACCUUUCACCGAACUCGUAGUAACAGAAACCAACGUUACUGACGUGGAGAAGCUUUUCCCUAAAGAACUUUUACCGUACGAAAAGCAAGCUAACAUGGAAAUUCUACCGGGUCAGGCUCUGACCAUCACAGAAACCCGAGCCGACCAAAAGGAAGGCGAUUUGAAGCUGCCCGAAGCCGAGCAAUCCUCUGCUCAGGUGAGCUUCGACGAACAACGAGUGGCGUUGCACGAACAAAUAACAGCGCAAGCUGUUCCCGGUGAAUUGACCCAAACAACUCCGGAAUCCCACACGGCUAUCGCCAGUCGAGAUGCUGCUAUAGCUCUAACUCAAACGGAAAUUACCGUGGGAGAGAAGGAAGCUACCAAAUUGGAGGACGUGGUGCCGGAGGCCAAGCAAGCCAGCAUGGAAAUUCCCGAAGCUAUAAGCUUGAAUAUAACCGAAGUAACCGCAGACGAUAAGGAAAAAUCGCUGCCCGAAGCUAAGCAACUGGAAUCGUUCGAAGGACAUUCGACUGUUGUACCGUUCAUCAGCGCUGUUACAGAGGAAACUGUUCACAACGAAUCCAUGAGCAAGUUCGAUGAACAAGAGGUUAGUAAAGAGCAAGCCCAGCGGGAUUACAUACCGGUGGAUAGCUUCAAAACCACCGAAACUAUUUCAUUCGAAUCUGAAGACGUGCUAUCGGAAAUUGCACCGUCGAGGAGACAAGCCCAACCGGAAUUCCAGAUCACCGAAGGUUUAACCGUCACCACGGUAUCCCCGGAAGAUAGAGAACAAUCGUUCACGAGUGAAGAACCCGAAAAGAAAACCGUGGAUACGUCUCUGAUACCUCAAGAUGUAGUACAAGUCCAAGAAAUUUUGCCGAGUGACGCCUUUGGAGACUUCAAAAAAGAAGUAACUGAUACUCAGUCAGCGAUCGAAGUUCAAUCCGAGCAUCAAAGUCUCGUGAACAUCGAAGCUGUUCCAGGCGAAAGCGAAUCAAAUCUAGCGGAGGAACUUAAACCCACUGGACAUACUGCUGAGGUAAACUUCGAGAAUUUAACCGUCAGCCAGGUAUCCGAAAUUGUACCGUCGGAGAAAGAAAACGAAUACCAAUCUCCGGAAUUGUCUGAAGGAAAAUCAGCCACCAAAUCCAUAGAUGUCCAACCGGUGGCCGAAACAUCUCUAGUACAAACGGAAGAAUCUACUCGUGAGGUGUCCGAGGAACAACGCACUUUAGCUAACGCAGAAGUUGAACAAACAACGCUGGAAUCCUUAGUACAAACCAAAGCGUUUGUCCAAGAAAACGAAUCAUACUUUGAUAAAAUCGAUGCACCAUCAAAGAGCGCUGAAGUAUCCUUCAUCCCGGACCAAAGUCUCACCAUCACCCAAACGAUUUCUCAUGAAAACGAAGCUCAAUUACCCAAAGACAUCAAACCAGAGUCAUACCAAGCAGCGCCUGGUCUGGAAACUUUCUCAACAUCUCUAAGCACCGAACACAAAUUGCUGGAUACAGCCGGUGAUUUCGAGUCGAGCGAAGCACUAGCUGCCAACGCUCAAACUGAAAUCUCUUCAUUACCCACGGCUGUUUUGAGCGAGACGGUAGCUUCGGAAUUGGAGAGCCAAGCGCCUGAGCAACAGAAACCUAAACCACAGGAUGCUUCAGUUUUGAUGGAUGAAGACCAAACUGUUACAGUCGAAACGGUGAUGGUGCAUGAAAAUGAAACCGAAUUAGCUGAGCUAAAACUCAGCGAAACCUACGCGCAGCAAAACCUAUCCGAAGCUGGCGUGGUUGUCGUGCAAUCUCAACCUUUGGUCGAAGACGGAUUGAAGACGCUCGAAAGCGAGGCUUCUAAUGAAGGUAAAGCGCUCGAAUCCACGAUACCCUUGGAUUCCAUCAUUGUAUCAGAACAAACCGUUAUGGAUAUCGAACGCGAAUUCACUGCCAGUAUUGCUGAACCCAAAUCAUCAGCUACCAUUUCCUUGGAAGCCAAAGAAUCUAUUACAUUAACCGAGGAAAUACUAGGACAGAAAGAAGGGGAGCUCAACGAAUUUAACGUUCCAGAAACCAAGCAAGCCCAAAGCUUGUUGGACACUCCGCACAGAGUAGCUGAACAAUCAAUCAACGAUUUACACGAAGCUAUUGGUGAACACAAACCCGCGCAACCCGAGGAACUCGUAGCGCAGCAAAAGGAAGACACUCUGAAUCCUUUGGUCGUAUCAGAAAAUGUUGUGCACGAAAACGAAACGGAAUUUACUGGAACAUUCAAACCGACAACAUCCGAAGCAAAUGUUGCUUUGGAAGAAAAAUCCUUCGGUUUAAACAUAACCGAGUUAACAGUUCAAGAAAAGGAGCAAUCUUUGGAAGAUUUCCAAUCUGCCGCCCAGCAUAAAGCUACGUUUGACUUGGAAGUCAUGGCUGUUCCAGAAAAACUGGAAACCCAACCGGCGGAUACCUUCAAAGACUUCGCAACCAUACCGGAAGGUUCCACCACAGCGAACGUGGAAACCAUCCUGCACCAGGAAGUGGUGGAAACCCACCAUCAAGUACAAGAAAAAGAGUCUGAUUUCACACCUGGUGAAUCUGAAAAGCGGCAAGCGCACGCGCAGAUCGACAUCGAAACCGCCGUUUCCUCCAUGCAGAUCAUCACAGGCGAAAGAGAGCAGCCUUUCGACGAAGCUAAACGCCCCGAAGCCGCUUCGGCUGAACCUGCCGUAAUCGAAAACACCAGCUCCCAGACUACGGAGGUUCUGACGCAUUCCAUGACAAGCGAACUGCAACCAGUCGAAGCUAAAUCAGCUCAGGCUCUGCCAGAAUUCAGCCCAUCGGAAGGCCUUACGCAAGACAAACCCCUGGUUAUAGAAAGCCUCGGCGACUACGAAGGAAGAUUAAUCGUGGACACCAAGACAGCUACUCGAAAACUGGACACUGUAUCCGGAGUUACUAUAAGCGAGGUACUAUCAGAGGCUGUAGCGCAAGAGUUCAAGGAAAGUCCAGAACUGGGCACCAAAGCCGAGACUCUCUUGGAUACCAUGAGGCCUGUUGAAGCUUCUGAAGUAAUCACUAAUGAGGAUAUUUCGGAAUUUAAACCAGAACACGUUAAAGAAUCCAAUGUUAACAUCGAAACCAGUACGUUCGAAAGCAUCAUGGAAAUAGAGAAUAUAGUACACGAGAGAGAAUCAGAAUUCUCAGCUUCACCAGCAACCGAUUUGAAGACGGCUGAAACUAUAAUUUCCGAAGUUGGCGGUUUGAAUGUUACAGAAAUUAUCACAAAUGAAGGGGAACUUCCUUUAAAGCCCGUUGGAUUGGAUGAGAAGCAAUCAGAAAUCAACGUAGUACCACACAAAUCACUCACCAGAUCCGAAAUAGUUCCUGGAGACACCACGACACAAUUCGAUAGGCAAACUACCUUCAAGGACAACGCUAGGCAAUCGCAGGACGAGUUGGAAAGCCUAAUCGUCACAGAGAAGCAAAUCCACGAAACCGAACAACCCCUAACAGAAGAACAACCUGACAGGAAAACCAUCAACAUCGAAUUCACACCUGGUGAAUCCCUAUCUAUCUUUGAAACCAUAGCAAACGAACUGGAAGAGAUACUAACAGAGAAACCUACCACAACAUCAACCGCGGAAAAGUUAAUCACUCCUAGCGAAGCCACGGAAAUCACCGAAGUCCAAUCGGAAUUCUCCAUCAGCGACAUCUCCGAGAAACCAACCGAAGAAAAAUUCGCCACCAAAGACCAAAUACCCUUCAAGCCUCUGAACGUAACGGAAACAGUUCACGCGGAACAGGAAACGACUUUCCAACGCUCCGUAACCGAAGCGGAAAAAUCCGUCGACGUUUCCUUAGAGAAACCCGGAAAAACCGCCGAAAUCACCGAAGUACUAUCGAGCCAAACCGAAUCACCAUUCACCAGUGAUAAGUACAAAACGGAGAAGGCCACGACUACUCUCACCGAGCACGUUGUCGUGGAACGCCAGAAAGUAGGCGCCUUGGAAGAUGCAGCAAACCUCACCGUAGAGAAGAAAGAAACCUUACAACAAGCCACAGUACAACAGGAUUCCCUACAAAGCCUAACCGAAACUGAUGUAGUAGCGCAAGCGAUCGCUCAAGACAUCGAUGUAGUUACACCGAAACCUUCCAAAGCUAGCGAAACGAUAUCCUUGAAAGAAAGCCUAGUGGUAACUGAAGUGCUAACGCACGGACAAACCGGCCAGGACGUACAACAAGUCUCCGCCACGGAAACCACAGCAAAACGAGAAAUCCAACAGAAAACCGUGGUUGUCAGCGAAGAAACCACCUCCUUGCAAUCCCACGACCUACUGGAAACCGAAAAACUCACCCGCCACAAAGGCCAGUUGAAUUACGUCGAUUUUCCUCAACACGAGAUCGUCGUGAACGAAGCGACGCCCCAAGAUAAUCUAGGAACACUAGACCAAUCACGGCCCACUUCGAAAACCGUUAAAAUCGUGAUGGCCGAUACAACACCUACACUACAAAUCACUGAAGUGUUGCUGCAAGAACAAGAGGGCACACUGGAGGUACCAGAAAUACAUAAAACACAAGCCAGAGAAACACGAACAAGUACAGUGGAUAACAAGGUCGAGCACAUACAGACAAACAUUCAACACGACACAGACACGGAAGAAACGAAAGAGAUCAUAACGAACUUUAGGUCGACGCCGGAAGGGACGGAGAACGUGAAGAUCAGGAGGACGAUCAUAAGGAAAAAGAAGAAGCGGGAGGGAGAUAACGAUGUUGUGAUUGAUGAGGUGAUUGAACGUACGGGGCCCGAGCCGGAUGAGGAGGAAAGCAGGGUGGAUAUAGUGGAAAUGGAGGAGGAAAUGGGCGAGGAGAGGAUUGAAGAGGAUAAACCGAAAUAUGAUGUAGAAGAGAUGCCUGAUGAGGAAUUUGCUGGGAAAACAGAUUAUGUAGUAGAAGAAAUGCCCGAAGAAGUUCAAGUAAGUGAAGUUAUCACCCAAGAUGGCAAGAAAAAGAAGAAAGUAAUUAAAAAACGUGUAAUUAAGAGGGUUAAAGAUGGUAAACAAGAACAAACUGAAAUUGUUACUGUUGAAGAAGAAGGUAAAAAACCUGAAACUACAGUUACUGUUGAAGAAUUUGAAACGCCUGCUGAAGAAAUACCUGAAAAACCAACCUAUGUAGUUGAAGAAAUGCCAGAAGAAGUUCAAGUAAGUGAAGUUAUCACCAAAGAUGGUAAGAAGAAGAAGAAAAUAAUUAAAAAACGUGUAAUUAAGAGAGUUAAAGAUGGUAAACAAGAACAAACUGAAAUUGUUACUGUUGAAGAAGAAGGUAAAAAACCAGAAACUACAGUUACUGUUGAAGAAUUUGAAACACCUGCUGAAGAAAUACCUGAAAAACCAACUUAUGUAGUUGAAGAAAUGCCAGAAGAAGUUCAAGUAAGUGAAGUUAUCACCAAAGAUGGUAAGAAGAAGAAGAAAAUAAUUAAAAAACGUGUAAUUAAGAGAGUUAAAGAUGGGAAACAAGAACAAACAGAAAUUGUUACUGUUGAAGAAGAAGGUAAAAAACCUGAAACUACAGUUACUGUUGAAGAAUUUGAAACGCCUGCUGAAGAAAAACCUGAAAAACCAACCUAUGUAGUUGAAGAAAUGCCCGAAGAAGUUCAAGUAAGUGAAGUUAUCACCCAAGAUGGUAAGAAGAAGAAGAAAAUAAUUAAAAAACGUGUAAUUAAGAGAGUUAAAGAUGGGAAACAAGAACAAACAGAAAUUGUUACUGUUGAAGAAGAAGGUAAAAAACCUGAAACUACAGUUACUGUUGAAGAAUUUGAAACGCCUGCUGAAGAAAAACCUGAAAAACCAACCUAUGUAGUUGAAGAAAUGCCCGAAGAAGUUCAAGUAAGUGAAGUUAUCACCCAAGAUGGUAAGAAGAAGAAGAAAAUAAUCAGAAAACGUGUCAUUAAGAGGGUUAAAGAUGGUAAACAAGAACAAACAGAAAUUGUUACUGUUGAAGAGGAAGGUAAAAAACCUGAAACUACAGUCACUGUUGAAGAAUUUGAAACGCCUGCUGAAGAAAAACCUGAAAAACCAACCUAUGUAGUUGAAGAAAUGCCUGAAGAAGUUCAAGUAAGUGAAGUUAUCACCCAAGAUGGUAAGAAGAAGAAGAAAAUAAUCAAAAAACGUGUUAUUAAGAGGGUUAAAGAUGGUAAACAAGAACAAACAGAAAUUGUUACUGUUGAAGAGGAAGGUAAAAAACCUGAAACUACAGUUACUGUUGAAGAAUUUGAAACGCCUGCUGAAGAAAAACCUGAAAAACCAACCUAUGUAGUUGAAGAAAUGCCUGAAGAAGUUCAAGUAAGUGAAGUUAUCACCCAAGAUGGUAAGAAGAAGAAGAAAAUAAUCAAAAAACGUGUCAUUAAGAGGGUUAAAGAUGGUAAACAAGAACAAACUGAAAUUGUUACUGUUGAAGAAGAAGGUAAAAAACCAGAAACUACAGUUACUGUUGAAGAAUUUGAAACGCCUGCUGAAGAAAUACCUGAAAAACCAACUUAUGUAGUUAAGGAAAUGCCCGAAGAAGUUCAAGUAAGUGAAGUUAUCACCCAAGAUGGUAAGAAGAAGAAGAAAAUAAUUAAAAAACGUGUAAUUAAGAGGGUUAAAGAUGGUAAACAAGAACAAACAGAAAUUGUUACUGUUGAAGAAGAAGGUAAAAAACCUGAAACUACAGUUACUGUUGAAGAAUUUGAAACGCCUGCUGAAGAAAUACCUGAAAAACCAACUUAUGUAGUUGAAGAAAUGCCCGAAGAAGUUCAAGUAAGUGAAGUUAUCACCCAAGAUGGUAAGAAGAAGAAGAAAAUAAUCAAAAAACGUGUCAUUAAGAGGGUUAAAGAUGGUAAACAAGAACAAACAGAAAUUGUUACUGUUGAAGAGGAAGGUAAAAAACCUGAAACUACAGUUACUGUUGAAGAAUUUGAAACACCUGCUGAAGAAAAACCUAAAAAACCAACCUAUGUAGUUGAAGAAAUGCCAGAAGAAGUUCAAGUAAGUGAAGUUAUCACCCAAGAUGGUAAGAAGAAGAAGAAAAUAAUUAAAAAACGUGUAAUUAAGAGGGUUAAAGAUGGCAAACAAGAACAAACAGAAAUUGUUACUGUUGAAGAAGAAGGUAAAAAACCAGAAACUACAGUUACUGUUGAAGAAUUUGAAACGCCUGCUGAAAUAAUACCUGAAAAACCAACUUAUGUAGUUGAAGAAAUGCCCGAAGAAGUUCAAGUAAGUGAAGUUAUCACCCAAGAUGGUAAGAAGAAGAAGAAAAUAAUCAAAAAACGUGUCAUUAAGAGGGUUAAAGAUGGUAAACAAGAACAAACAGAAAUUGUUACUGUUGAAGAGGAAGGUAAAAAACCUGAAACUACAGUUACUGUUGAAGAAUUUGAAACACCUGCUGAAGAAAAACCUAAAAAACCAACCUAUGUAGUUGAAGAAAUGCCAGAAGAAGUUCAAGUAAGUGAAGUUAUCACCCAAGAUGGUAAGAAGAAGAAGAAAAUAAUUAAAAAACGUGUAAUAAAGAAGGUUAAAGAUGGCAAACAAGAACAAACAGAAAUUGUUACUGUUGAAGAAGAAGGUAAAAAACCUGAAACUACAGUUACUUUUGAAGAAUUUGAAACGCCUGCUGAAGAAAAACCUAAAAAACCAACCUAUGUAGUUGAAGAAAUGCCAGAAGAAGUUCAAGUAAGUGAAGUUAUCACCCAAGAUGGUCAGAAAAAGAAGAAAAUAAUUAAAAAACGUGUAAUUAAGAGGGUUAAAGAUGGUAAACAAGAACAAACUGAAAUUGUUACUGUUGAAGAAGAAGGUAAAAAACCAGAAACUACAGUUACUGUUGAAGAAUUUGAAACACCUGCUGAAGAAAAACCUGAAAAACCAACCUAUGUAGUUGAAGAAAUGCCCGAAGAAGUUCAAGUAAGUGAAGUUAUCACCCAAUAUGGUAAGAAGAAGAAGAAAAUAAUUAAAAAAGGUGUAAUUAAGAGGGUUAAAGAUGGCAAACAAGAACAAACAGAAAUUGUUACUGUUGAAGAAGAAGGUAAAAAACCUGAAACUACAGUUACUGUUGAAGAAUUUGAAACACCUGCUGAAGAAAAACCUGAAAAACCAACCUAUGUAGUUGAAGAAAUGCCCGAAGAAGUUCAAGUAAGUGAAGUUAUCACCCAAGAUGGUAAGAAGAAGAAGAAAAUAAUUAAAAAACGUGUAAUUAAGAGGGUUAAAGAUGGCAAACAAGAACAAACAGAAAUUGUUACUGUUGAAGAAGAAGGUAAAAAACCUGAAACUACAGUUACUGUUGAAGAAUUUGAAACACCUGCUGAAGAAAAACCUGAAAAACCAACUUAUGUAGUUGAAGAAAUGCCAGAAGAAGUUCAAGUAAGUGAAGUUAUCACCCAAGAUGGUAAGAAGAAGAAGAAAAUAAUUAAAAAACGUGUAAUUAAGAGGGUUAAAGAUGGUAAACAAGAACAAACUGAAAUUGUUACUGUUGAAGAAGAAGGUAAAAAACCAGAAACUACAGUUACUGUUGAAGAAUUUGAAACACCUGCUGAAGAAAAACCUGAAAAACCAACCUAUGUAGUUGAAGAAAUGCCAGAAGAAGUUCAAAUAAGUGAAGUUAUCACCCAAGAUGGUAAGAAAAAGAAGAAAAUAAUUAAAAAACGUGUAAUUAAGAGGGUUAAAGAUGGCAAACAAGAACAGACAGAAAUUGUUACUGUUGAAGAAGAAGGUAAAAAACCAGAAACUACAGUUACUGUUGAAGAAUUUGAAACACCUGCUGAAGAAAAACCUGAAAAACCAACUUAUGUAGUUGAAGAAAUGCCAGAAGAAGUUCAAGUAAGUGAAGUUAUCACCCAAGAUGGUAAGAAGAAGAAGAAAAUAAUUAAAAAACGUGUAAUUAAGAGGGUUAAAGAUGGUAAACAAGAACAAACUGAAAUUGUUACUGUUGAAGAAGAAGGUAAAAAACCAGAAACUACAGUUACUGUUGAAGAAUUUGAAACACCUGCUGAAGAAAAACCUGAAAAACCAACCUAUGUAGUUGAAGAAAUGCCAGAAGAAGUUCAAGUAAGUGAAGUUAUCACCCAAGAUGGUAAGAAAAAGAAGAAAAUAAUUAAAAAACGUGUAAUUAAGAGGGUUAAAGAUGGCAAACAAGAACAGACAGAAAUUGUUACUGUUGAAGAAGAAGGUAAAAAACCAGAAACUACAGUUACUGUUGAAGAAUUUGAAACACCUGCUGAAGAAAAACCUGAAAAACCAACCUAUGUAGUUGAAGAAAUGCCAGAAGAAGUUCAAGUAAGUGAAGUUAUCACCCAAGAUGGUAAGAAAAAGAAGAAAAUAAUUAAAAAACGUGUAAUUAAGAGGGUUAAAGAUGGCAAACAAGAACAAACAGAAAUUGUUACUGUUGAAGAAGAAGGUAAAAAACCAGAAACUACAGUUACUGUUGAAGAAUUUGAAACGCCUGCUGAAGAAAUACCUGAAAAACCAACUUAUGUAGUUGAAGAAAUGCCAGAAGAAGUUCAAGUAAGUGAAGUUAUUACCCAAGAUGGUAAGAAAAAGAAGAAAAUAAUUAAAAAACGUGUAAUAAAGAAGGUUAAAGAUGGCAAACAAGAACAAACAGAAAUUGUUACUGUUGAAGAAGAAGGUAAAAAACCUGAAACUACAGUUACUGUUGAAGAAUUUGAAACGCCUGCUGAAGAAGUACCUGAAAAACCAACCUAUGUAGUUGAAGAAAUGCCCGAAGAAGUUCAAGUAAGUGAAGUUAUCACCCAAGAUGGUAAGAAGAAGAAGAAAAUAAUUAAAAAACGUGUAAUUAAGAGGGUUAAAGAUGGCAAACAAGAACAAACAGAAAUUGUUACUGUUGAAGAAGAAGGUAAAAAACCUGAAACUACAGUUACUGUUGAAGAACUGGACACUCCUCGACAAGACACAAGAGGCUACGAAGUAGAAGAACUUCCCGAAGAAGUGGAAGUAUCUGAAGUAUUAACUGAUGAUGGAAAAAAGAAGAAGAGAAUUGCUAAAAAGCGCACCAUCAAGAAAAAGAAAGACGGUAAAUUGGAAACCACGCAAAUAUUUACUGUAGAAGAAGAAGGCAAAACACCUGAAGUAUCUGUUAUUAUUCAGGAAUCGGAAUUACCUGAAGAAGAUUCUCCAAAGAAGAAAAAGAAACACAAAAAGAAACCAGAUGAAACUGUUCCUGUCGAAGUAAAGGACAAGCUGCAAAGGAAAGAAGUUUCUGUAUUGGUUCCCAUUGAAAUGAAGAAAAUAGAACCGCAGAAAGUUAAAAUAAUAGACACCAAAGAAGUGCCUUUACUCUCGAAUAUUAAAUUGAAGAAAGCGAGAAUUUUACCCAAAAAAGAAGAUCACGAAGAAGAAGAACAACUACCUCGUAUAUCCAUUUUGGAACCCAUCUACAGGGAAAAUGGAAUUUUAUCGAGGAACUUAAAGGAAGCAGAAGCAAUCAAAAAGACCAAACGAAGAAGACUGCGCGACAAAGACUACCUAAAAUCGUUAGAAGACUUAGAUCUGGAAGAUCUACCGAAGAAACCUGACUUGGAAGAAAUAGAUGAAGCUUUCAAAUACCAGAGGAAACCUAAAAAGAAGGACACUCCCGAAGAAAAACCUAAAAAACUUAUCAAAAAGAAAGGCAAAAUACCUGAGCAGAUAGAAAGUGAAGAAACUGUUCAAUUGAAACCAGUUCCAAAGAAACAACCUGAGCAGGAAGAACAAACAGCAGGAACAGAACUAAUGCCAGAGAAGAAACAUAGCAAAACUAUAGAACCCAAAGAAGAUGAGGAAAUUGGAUUUAAACCUUUUAAAUAUGAAGGCGAUUCUAUUGAUGAUAAACCUGAAGAAAAAAGUGAAGAUGAAAAAGACCAAUCAACGCUGAAACCAAAGGCAACUAAAACGCCGAAGAAGAAGAAGCCUAAAACAGAUACUUCAGAAGAAAGGACGCCAUUAAGUAAAGGCACACCUAAACCUACAGAAGAAGAUACUGAAGAAGACAUAAGCCUAAGUUACAAGCAGAAACCUAAACCGGAAAGUGAGCCGGAAGAUAUAUCAUUAAAACCGUUUAAAAAGGAAGCAGAUGAAGAAAUCUUCAAAGUAGGAAUUGAUGAUAAAUUGCAUUUGCCGCAAACGCCUAAAGUUGAAUACAUAGAGGAGGAACAACCGAUUGAAGAAUUAACUGAGAUAAUAACGCCGGAGGGUACAACAAAAACAAGAAAAACUAAAAAGAGGGUUAUUAAAAAAAUUAAAAACGGUAAAGAAGAACGAACGCAGAUAGUAACUGUUGAAGAAGAAGGUAAGAAACCUGAAACUACAGUAACUGUUGAAGAAUUUGAAGCACCUACUGAUGAAAUACCUAAAAAAACAACUUAUGUGGUGGAAGAAUUGCCAGAAGAAGUUCAAGUAAGUGAAGUUAUCACCCAAGAUGGCAAGAAAAAGAAGAAAGUAAUUAAAAAACGUGUACUUAAAAAACUAAAAGAUGGUAAACAAGAACAAACUGAAAUAGUAACAGUGGAAGAAGAAGGAAAGAAACCUGAAACUACUGUAACUGUUGAAGAACUUGAAACUCCUGAGGAAAAAAUUACUCCUGUUUAUACAGUUGAGGAACUUCCUGAAGAAGUCAAGGUAACUGAAGUUGUAACUAUUGAUGGUAAGAAGAAGAAAAAGAUCGUGAAGAAGCGAGUUAUUAAAAAACAAAAGGGAGACAAACAAGAAAAAACAGAAAUAGUAACUGUUGAAGAAGAGGGUAAGAAACCAAAAACAACAGUAACUGUGGAAGAACUUGAAGCACCUGAAGAUGUUUCACCGAUUUACAUAGUUCAAGAACUUCCUGAAGAAGUACAAGUAACAGAAGUUGAAACUAUUGAUGGUAAGAAGAAAAAGAAAGUUGUGAAAAAACGAGUAAUCAAAAAGCAGAAAGGUGAUAAGCAAGAGAAGACAGAAAUAAUAACAGUUGAAGAGGAUGGUAAGAAACCUGAAACUACCGUAACUGUUGAAGAAUUAGAAGCUCCUGAGGAAGAAAUUAUUCCUGUUUAUACAGUUGAGGAACUUCCUGAAGAAGUCCAGGUAACUGAAGUUGUAUCUAUUGAUGGUAAAAAGAAGAAAAAGAUUGUGAAGAGACGAGUCAUUAAAAAACAAAAGGGAGACAAACAAGAAAAAACAGAAAUAGUAACUAUCGAAGAAGAAGGUAAAAGACCUGAAACUACAGUAACAGUUGAAGAACUAGAAGCUCCUGAAGAUGUUUUACCGAUUUACACAGUUCAAGAACUUCCUGAAGAAGUACAAGUAACAGAAGUUGUAACUACUGAUGGUAAGAAGAAAAAGAGAGUUGUGAAGAAACGAGUGAUCAAAAAACAGAAAGGUGAUAUACAAGAGAAAACAGAAAUAAUAACAGUUGAAGAGGAGGGUAAAAAACCUGAAACAACAGUAACUGUUGAAGAAUUAGAAGUUCCUGAAGAAGCUUCUCCAAUUACUCUGGUAUCACAAGAAGAAAGAUCUGAAGUUAGUGAAAUAAUAACACCCGAAGGUAAAAGGAAGAAAAUCACUAAAAAGAGAGUCAUUAAGAAGAAAGGUGACAAACAAGAAGCAACUGAGUACGUAACAGUUGAAGAAGAAGGCAAACAACCUGAAACUACAGUAACUGUUAAAGAAUUAGAAUUUCCUGAAGAAGUUUCUCCAAUUACACACGUUGCACAAGAAGAAAGAACUGAAAUUCGAGAAGAAUUAACACCAGAAGGUAAAAAGAAAAAGAUCAUUAAGAAGAGAGUCAUUAAGAAGAAAGAUGGUAAAAAAGAAACAACAGAAUAUGUUACGGUUGAAGAAGAAGGUAAACAACCUGAAACCACAGUAACUGUUGAAGAACUAGAAGCUCCCGAAGAGGAAGUUUCCCCUAUUUACACAGUUGAAGAACUUCCGGAGGAAGUGCAUGUAACUGAGGUAGAAACCAUUGAUGGUAAAAAGAAAAAGAAAACUGUAAAGAAACGAGUCAUUAAAAAACAAAAGGGAGACAAACAAGAAAAAACAGAAAUAGUAACUAUCGAAGAAGAAGGUAAGAAACCUGAGACAACAGUAACUGUUGAAGAGCUAGAACUUCCUGAAGAAGUUUCUCCAAUUACACACGUUGCACAAGAAGAAAGAACUGAAAUUCGAGAAGAAUUAACACCAGAAGGUAAAAAGAAAAAGAUCAUUAAGAAGAGAGUCAUUAAGAAGAAAGAUGGUAAAAAAGAAACAACGGAAUACGUUACAAUUGAAGAAGAAGGUAAAACACCUGAAACUACAGUAACUGUUGAAGAAUUGGACGCUCCCGAAGAAGAAAUUUCCCCUAUUUACACAGUUGAGGAACUUCCUGAAGAAGUUCAAGUAACUGAAGUAGAAACUAUUGAUGGCAAGAAGAAGAAAAAGGUCAUAAAGAAAAGGAUCAUUAAAAAACAGAAAGGCGACAAACAAGAGAAAACAGAAAUAGUAACAAUUGAAGAGGAAGGUAAGAAACCAGAAACUACAGUUACUGUUGAAGAAUUAGAAGUUCCCGAAGAAGUUUCUCCUAUUACUCAGGUAUCACAAAAAGAAAGAACUGAAGUUAGUGAAAUAAUAACACCCGACGGUAAAAGGAAGAAAAUCACUAAAAAGAGAGUCAUUAAGAAGAAAGACGGCAAACAAGAAUCAACUGAGUACGUAACAGUGGAAGAAGAAGGCAAAAAACCUGAAACUACAGUAACUGUUAAAGAACUAGAAAUCCCUGAAGAAGCUUCUCCAAUUAUUCACGUAGCACAAGAAGAAAGAACUGAAGUUAGUGAAGUGAUAACACCUGAAGGCAAGAAAAAGAAAGUUACGAAAAAGAGAGUAAUUAAGAAGAAAGACGGCAAACGAGAAGCAACAGAAUACGUUACAAUUGAAGAAGAAGGCAAACAACCAGAAACAACAGUAACUAUUGAAGAAUUGGAGACACCGGAAGAAGAAGAAAUCUCCCCAAUUACUGAAGAAGAAAGAAUUGAAGUGCGUGAAGAAAUAACACCAGAGGGUAAGAAGAAGAAAGUCACCAAAAAGAGAGUAAUUAAAAAGAAAGAUGGCAAACAAGAAGCAACAGAAUACGUUACGGUUGAAGAAGAAGGCAAACAACCUGAAACAACAGUAACUAUAGAAGAAUUGGAAGGGCCCGAAGAAGAAGAAGAAGUAACUCCAAUUACUGAACAAGAAAGAACUGAAGUGCGUGAAGAAAUAACACCAGAGGGUAAAAAGAAGAAAGUCACCAAAAAGAAAGUAAUUAGGAAGAAAGAUGGCAAACAAGAAGCAACAGAAUACGUUACAGUUGAAGAAGAAGGCAAACAACCCGAAACAACUGUAACUAUUGAAGAAUUAGAAACUCCCGAAGAAGUUACUCCAAUUACUUUUGGAGCUGAAGAAGAAAAAGUCGAAAUAAAAGAAGAAAUAACGCCUGAAGGUAAAAAGAAAAAGGUUACCAAAAAAGUAACCAAACGACGAAAGGAUGAUAAAGAAGAACAAAUCGAAUAUGUAACAGUAGAAGAAGAAGGCAAGCAGCCAGAAACAACAGUAACAAUCGAAGAAAUACCAGUAGUAACAGAAACCAAAGUUGACAAAAAGAAAAAGGUCAUUAAAAAACGCGUAAUAAAAGAUGGUAAAGAACAAGUAACAGAAACUUUCAUCGCAGAAGAAGAAACGAAACAACCAGAAACAACAACUAUAAUAGAACAACCUGAAGAGGAAGAAAUCACGGAGGAAAAGAAGAAAACUAAAAAGACAGUAAAGAAGAAGAUUAAGAAACCCAAGGAAGAAGAAGUAAAGCUCAUUACUGAAGAUAACAUCUUAUUCGUACCAACUCUUGCACAAAAGAAAGAAAAUGCAGAAGGAGUUGUAGAAAUGGUCCAAAUCGAACUUUUGAAGAAAGCUCUCAUUCAGCCAACAGUAAAAGUAUCUAAAGAUUUGGACUCAGACGAAGAAAUUUCUCCUGUUUUUAAAGUAGAAGAACUUCCUGAAGAAGUACAGGUAACUGAAAUAGUAACUGUUGAUGGUAAGAAGAAGAAAAGGAUCGUAAGGAAACGAGUAAUUAAAAAACAAAAAGGUGACAAACAAGAAAAAACAGAAAUAGUGACUGUUGAAGAAGAGGGUAAGAAACCUGAAACUACAGUAACUGUUGUAGAAAUAGAAGCUCCCGAAGAAGAAAUUUCUCCUGUUUAUACAGUUGAGGAGCUUCCUGAAGAAGUACAGGUAACUGAAAUAGUAACUGUUGAUGGUAAGAAGAAGAAAAAGAUCGUGAAGAAACGAGUCAUUAAAAAACAAAAGGGAGACAAACAAGAAAAAACAGAAAUAGUAACUGUUGAAGAAGAGGGUAAGAAACCAGAAACUACAGUAACUGUUGAGGAAUUAGAAACUCCUGAAGAAUUUUCUCCAAUUACACACGUUGCACAAGAAGAAAGAACUGAAAUUAGAGAAGAAUUGACACCGGAAGGUAAAAAGAAGAAGACCAUUAAACGGAGAGUCAUUAAAAAGAAAGAUGGCAAAAAAGAAACAACAGAAUAUGUUACGGUUGAAGAAGAAGGUAAAAAACCUGAAACAACAGUAACUGUUGAAGAAUUGGAGGCACCGGAGGAAGAAGUCUCCCCGAUUACUGAACAAGAAAGAACUGAAGUGCGUGAAGAAAUAACACCAGAGGGUAAAAAGAAAAAGGUUACUAAAAAGAGAGUAAUUAAGAAGAAGGACGGUAAACAAGAAGCAAUUGAAUACGUUACAAUUGAAGAAGAAGGUAAACAACCUGAAACCACAGUAACUGUUGAAGAACUAGAAGCUCCCGAAGAGGAAGUUUCCCCUAUUUACACAGUUGAAGAACUUCCGGAGGAAGUGCAUGUAACUGAGGUAGAAACCAUUGAUGGUAAAAAGAAAAAGAAAACUGUAAAGAAACGAGUCAUUAAAAAACAAAAGGGAGACAAACAAGAAAAAACAGAAAUAGUAACUAUCGAAGAAGAAGGUAAAAGACCUGAGACAACAGUAACUGUUGAAGAGCUAGAACUUCCUGAAGAUCUUUCCCCAAUUACACACGUUGCACAAGAAGAAAGAACUGAAAUUAGAGAAGAAUUAACACCGGAGGGUAAAAAGAAGAAGAUCAUUAAAAAGAGAGUGAUUAAGAAGAGAGAUGGUAAAAAAGAAACAACGGAAUACGUUACAAUUGAAGAAGAAGGUAAAAAACCUGAAACAACAGUAACUGUUGAAGAACUAGAAACUCCCGAGGAAGAAUUUUCACCUAUUUACACAGUUGAGGAACUUCCUGAAGAAGUUCAAGUAACUGAAGUAGAAACUAUUGAUGGUAAGAAGAAGAAAAAGGUUAUAAAGAAACGAGUCAUUAAAAAACAGAAAGGAGACAAACAAGAGAAAACAGAAAUAGUAACUGUAGAAGAAGAAGGCAAGAAACCCAAAACUACAGUUACUGUUGAAGAAUUAGAAGCUCCUGAAGAAAUCUCUCCUAUUACUCAGGUAUCACAAAAAGAAAGAACUGAAGUUAGUGAAAUAAUAACACCCGAUGGUAAAAAGAAGAAAAUCACUAAAAAGAGGGUGAUUAAACAGAAAGAUGGCAAGCAAGAAGCAACAGAAUACAUAACAGUUGAAGAAGAAGGCAAAAAACCUGAAACUACAGUUACUAUUGAAGAAUUGGAAGGGCCUGAAGAAGAAGAAGUAACUCCAAUUACUGAACAAGAAAGAACUGAAGUUAGUGAAGAAAUAACACCUGAAGGCAAAAAGAAAAAAGUUACUAAAAAGAGAGUAAUUAAGAAGAAGGACGGUAAACAAGAAGCAACAGAAUACGUUACAAUUGAAGAAGAAGGCAAACAACCUGAAACAACAGUAACGGUUGAACAAUUAGAAGUUCCUGAAGAAGUUUCUCCAAUUACACACGUAACACAAGAAGAAAGAACUGAAGUCAGUGAAGUAAUAACACCUGAGGGUAAAAAGAAAAAGAUCACUAAAAAAAGAGUAGUAAAGAAGAAAGAUGGCAAACAAGAAGCAACUGAAUAUACAACAAUUGAAGAAGACGGUAAAAAGCCUGCAACCACAGUAACUGUUGAAGAACUAGAAGCUCCCGAAGAAGAAAUUUCUCCCGUAUACACAGUUGAAGAACUUCCUGAAGAAAUACAGAUAACUGAAGUUGAGGCUAUAGAUGGCAAGAAGAAGAAAAAGAUCAUAAAGAAACGAAUCAUCAAAAAACAGAAAGGUGACAAACAAGAGAAAACAGAAAUAGUAACCGUAGAAGAAGAAGGCAAGAAACCUGAAACUACAGUUACUGUUGAAGAACUAGAAGCUCCUGAAGAUGUAGUUACUCCUAUUUACACAGUUGAAGAACUUCCUGAGGAAGUACAAGUAACUGAAGUUGAAACUAUUGAUGGCAAGAAGAAAAAGAAAGUUGUGAAGAAACGAGUAAUUAAAAAACAGAAAGGCGAUAAACAAGAAAAAACAGAAAUAAUUACCGUCGAAGAAGAAGGUAAAAAACCUGAAACAACAGUAACUGUUGAAGAACUAGAAGCUCCCGAGGAAGAAUUUUCACCUAUUUACACAGUUGAGGAACUUCCUGAAGAAGUACAAGUAACAGAAAUUGAAAGUAUUGAUGGAAAGAAGAAAAAGAAAGUUGUGAAGAAACGAAUCAUUAAAAAACAGAAAGGUGAUAAACAAGAGAAAACAGAAAUAGUAACUGUUGAAGAAGAAGGUAAGAAACCUGAAACUACCGUAACUGUUGAAGAACUUGAAGCUCCUGAAGAAAUAUCACCUAUUUACACAGUUGAAGAACUUCCUGAAGAAGUACAAGUAACUGAAUACGAAACUACUGACGGCAAAAAGAAGAAAAAGAUCGUAAAGAAACGCGUCAUCAAAAAACAAAAAGGCGACAAAGAAGAAAAAACCGAAAUAGUAACAGUCGAAGAAGAAGGCAAAAAACCAGAAACAACAGUAACAAUCGAUGAAAUCGAGAUACCAGAGACUAUUAAGAAAAAGAAGAAGAUCAUCAAAAAGAAACCCGAAACACGAGAUACCGAAGAAACACAACCCGAAACUACCGAGAUCAUCAAAAAGAAACCCACACAACUCAGAAAAGAAGUCUCAGUCUUGUUGCCAAUCGAAAGAAAAGACCAAAAACCGGAAAAAUUAAAAAUCGUCGAUUCCGAAAACAUCCCUCUUUUGGCCAACGUAAAACUGCGCAAAGCCAAAGUUCUUCCCAAAAAAGAAGAUCGCGUGAAAUUACCUAAAUUCCUCCUCAAAAGCAGGAUAACUCCUGUGAAAUUUCCAACAGAAGGAGAGUUGGAACAACUUCCUCGAAUUUCCAUCCUCGAGCCUUUGUACCGACACAAUGGCGUCCUGUCCAGGAACGUAAAAGAAGCAGAAAAACUGAAGAAAACCAAGCCGAGACGACUCAGAGACAAGGACUUGGAUUUGAAAGCUUUGGAAGAACUAGAUCUGGUCGAUAUGCCUGAGAAACCGGAACUAGAACAAAUAGAUGAAGCCUACAAGCAAAAGAUCAAGCCUAAGAAGAAAGAAUCACCGGAAGAACAGCCGAAGAAGCUAAAAAUAGGCAAGGGAAAAAUUCCGGAAGAAAUCGAAGAUCUCGAAACUGUUAAACUUAAGCCUAUACCUGGCAAAGAAGCGCCAGAAGAGAUUACAGAAGUUCCCAAACCUAAAUCAAAACCUAAAGAUAAAUCCAAACAAAUAACUCCAAAAGAAGAUGAAGAUCAGAUUAAAUUCGCGCCAACGCCAUUCGAUGAUGAAACCCUCGAAAAACCUAAAAAAGAAAAUGAGCCUAUUUCGGAAGAAACGCCUAAAGAUGAGAAAAUCGAAGAAACCAAACCCAUCAAAAAGAAAAAGACUAAGAAACAACCGGAAUCGGACGAAAGAAUCCUAACCAAAGGCAAACCUAAACCUAAAGACGCCCCUGAAGACGAAGAAAUAUCUCUUCAUUACAAACAGAAACCCAAACCGGACGAAGAUAAGGAAGAAAUCAAACUGAAACCUUUCAAAAAGAGCGAAUCGGACGAUCAAUUCAAACCCGAAAUUGAAGAUACAAUGAUCAUUCCGAAGAUCCCCACCGGUGAGCUUGUGUUGGAAGAAAGACCGGAAGAGGAAAUAACCGAAAUCGUUACGCCUGAAGGCGAAGUGCGAAAGAAAACCACCAAGAAACGCGUCAUUCGCAGGCAAAAAGACGGGAAGCAACUCAAAACGGAAAUUCUUACUGUAGAAGAAGAAGGCCAAGAACCGCAAACAACAGUAAUUGAAGAAGAACUGGACGUUCCGGAAGAAAAGCUCCCCGAAAAAGACAUUUGCGUCGUGGAAGAACUGCCGGAAGAAGUGCAAGAAUCCGAAGUAGUCUCCCAAGAAGGCGAGAAGAAGAAGAAAGUAACCAAAAAGCGCGUCAUCAAAAAGAAGAAAGACGGCAAAGAAGAAAAAACCGAAAUAAUCACCGUAACAGAAGAAGGCAAACAACCGCAAACCACGAUAACCGUACAAGAAGAAGAAAUUCCCGAAGAAAAGAUACUCUUCGUGCCGACAUUGUUCGAGGCAAGAUGCGACUUUACAGAUGAAGAAAUUCUGAAUAUACUGAGAAUAGAGAUGAUCAAAAAGUAUCUAUCCCAUCCCCUGCCCCAGUUCCCAUUGGAACUGAACGUAUCCACCGGCAAAUGCAGGAUAAUCUUCGAAUACAAAGAAGAAACCACCACGCGCGUUUUAGAAGACGGUCGAGAAGAAACCGUGAAGAAGCGCCCGCUGAAGAAGAAGAAGCAAGCCGGCAAAGUCGAAACCAUCGACAUCUACACUCGCCAAAUCGACGGCGAAUCGCCCGAACGAGAGUUGGAUAUAAAAGAAGAACCGAAGAAAGAUGAUACUUCACAUCCAGUAGCCGCUUUAUUGGAACUUCCGGAAGAUAUAACCGUCAGUCAAGUAACUAAAAAGGGCAAGAAACCCGUGAAAACCGUCACCAAAAAGAGGAAACUUCUGAAGAAAAUCGGGCCGAAGAUCGAAGCGACGGAAAUAGUGAGGAUCUUCGAAGAAGAUAAGCUCAUCAGGCAGUAUGUUAACGUUUACGAGUACACUGACGCGCUCGAAGAGGCGACUGUAAGUGAGAAAAUUACACCAACAAUUACACCACUCACCCCUAAAACAGUCACUGAAGUUUACACAUCUGAAAAUACACAGGACAUGUCACUAGAAGAGCAGCCCGCUGACAAGGAGAAGGCCAAAGGAAAAUUGGUGCAGGAACUCAAAGAAUCCGUUAUCAUUGAAGCCGUACAAACUCAGAAACCCAUUGAAGAAAUAUCAGAAGUAGAUAAGAAAGAAACUGAUGUUAAAGUGGAAGAAAUUACCAUCGAGCCGGUAGUGGAGGAAGAAACCAAGAAGAAGAAGAUCACGAAGAAGAAGGUAGUUAAGAAGAUAAAGGACGAACAAGGCGGAGAGAUUUUGGUGGUUGAAGAAGAAAUUGUGGAACCUCAAACGUCGAUUGUCUUCGAAGAAGAAAAACCGCAAGAGGUGACCGAAGAGGUAAUUGAAGAAGGGAAGAAGAAAAUCAUUAAGAAACGGGUAGUUAAAAAACGAGAUGGUAAGCAAGAAACUACCGAAUAUACUACGGUUGAAGAGGAAGGUAAGAAGCCGGAAACUACAGUUACUAUAGAAGAAGUAGAAACUCCUGAAGAAGCUCAAGAAGAACGAGUUCAGAUUAGCGAGGUUACCACAGCAGACGGUAAAAAGAAGAAGAUUACUAAAAAACGAAUUGUUAAGAAGAAAGACGGUAAACAGGAAGCAACGGAAUACAUUACGGUAGAAGAAGAAGGCAAACAACCUGAAACUACAGUCACAAUAGAAGAAUUGGAAGGGCCGGGAGAAGAAGAAGUAACUCCAAUAUCUGAGCAGGAAAGAACUGAAGUUAUUGAAGAAAUAACACCUGAAGGCAAAAAGAAGAAAAUUAUUAAAAAGAGAGUAGUCAAGAAGAAGGACGGUAAACAAGAAGCAACCGAAUACGUUACAAUUGAGGAAGAAGGCAAACAGCCUGAAACAACAGUUACUAUUGAAGAAUUGGAAGCACCGGAAGAGGAAGUCAUAACAAUCUCUCAGAGUGAAAGAACUGAAGUAAGUGAAGAAAUUACACCAGAGGGUAAGAGGAAGAAAGUUACCAAAAAAAGAGUAAUUAAGAAGAAGGGCGGUAAACAAGAAGAAACUGAAUAUGUAACAGUCGAAGAAGAAGGCAAACAACCAGAAACAACAGUAACUAUUGAAGAAUUGGAGGCACCGGAAGAAGAAGAAAUCUCCCCAAUUACUGAACAAGAAAGAACUGAAGUGCGUGAAGAAAUAACACCAGAAGGUAAGAAGAAGAAAGUCACCAAAAAGAGAGUAAUUAAAAAGAAAGAUGGCAAACAAGAAGCAACAGAAUACGUUACGGUUGAAGAAGAAGGCAAACAACCUGAAACAACAGUAACUAUAGAAGAAUUGGAAGGUCCCGAAGAGGAAGAAGAAGUAACUCCAAUUACUGAACAAGAAAGAACUGAAGUGCGUGAAGAAAUAACACCAGAAGGUAAAAAGAAGAAAGUCACCAAAAAGAAAGUAAUUAGGAAGAAAGAUGGCAAACAAGAAGCAACAGAAUACGUUACAGUUGAAGAAGAAGGCAAACAACCCGAAACAACUGUAACUAUUGAAGAAUUAGAAACUCCCGAAGAAGUUACUCCAAUUACUUACGAAGCUGAAGAAGAAAAAGUCGAAAUAAAAGAAGAAAUAACGCCAGAAGAAGAACAAAUCGAAUAUGUAACAGUAGAAGAAGAAGGCAAGCAGCCAGAAACAACAGUGACAAUCGAAGAAAUACCAGAAGUAACAGAAACCAAAGUCGACAAAAAGAAGAAAGUCAUUAAAAAACGCGUAAUAAAAGAUGGUAAAGAAGAAGUAACAGAAACGUUCAUCGCAGAAGAAGAAACGAAACAACCAGAAACAACAACUAUAAUAGAACAACCUGAAGAGGAAGAAAUCACGGAGGAAAAAACGAAAACUAAAAAGACAGUAAAGAAGAAAAUUAAGAAACCCAAGGAGGAAGAAGUAAAGCUCAUUACUGAAGAUAACAUCUUAUUCGUUCCAACUCUAGCAAAACAAAAAGAAAACGCCGAAGGAGUUGUAGAAAUGGUCCAAAUCGAACUUUUGAAGAAAGCUCUAGCUCUUCCCACCAUAGAAGCCUCAGAUGGCCUAGUCACGGCCACCUACGAAAGGCCAAUAAUAAUCGAAGAACUUCCCGAGCAUAUACAAAUAAUCGAAUCAGAAACUGAAGAAGGUAAACCUCAGAAAACCACCGUGAAGAAGAGGAUUCUGCGAAAGAAGAAAGGCGACAAAACGGAGAUCAUGCAAAUACGCACUGAAGAAAAAGAAGGCGAAGAACCCACGACAUCAGUCACAAUAGAAGAACUCCCGACUGAAGAAGAAGAAUGGCCUGAAUCUUCGAUUGCUACGGUCAUCGAAAUGCCCGAAGAAAUCGAAAUCAAAAUGGAAGACAACAAACAGGUAACGGUGAAAAAGAAAGUGAUGAAAAAGAGGAAAGGUCGCAAAGACGAAAUUACCGAAAUCAUCACUAAAGAAGAAGAAGGCAAGGCGCCGCAAACUUCGAUCGUAAUCCACGAAGUCGACGUACCAGCUGAAGAAAUAAUCGAAGAUGAAUCGCAGUACAUCGUAGAGCUUCCAGAAGAUACGAAGAUAAUAGAGAAAAUAACUCCCAAAGGCGUGGAGAAGACCAAGCUCAGACAGAAGAAGAUCAAGCAGAAGAAAGGCGACAAAAUGGAAACCACUAGCAUAACCGUCAUAGAAGAAGAAGGCAAGGAACCCCAAACUUCCGUGGUUAUCGAAGAAAUAGACUUUACGGAAGACCUAGUACUACCUCAAAUUCCCGAAGAAAUAGUCGAAGAACUACCAACAGAAAUCCAAGUCAUAGAGAAGAAAGACAAACUGGGCAAAUUGAAGAAGAAAGUCAUAGAAACUCGCGUACUCAAAAAACGCAAAGGCAGCAAAGACGAAUUAAUCAAAAUCCAAACUGUAGAAGAAGAAGAUAAACAACCCCAAAGCUCCGUAACCAUUGAGGAAAUAGAAACUGAAGAAACCCCAAUGCAACCCACAUACACGGAACCAGUUCCUGAAGAAAUCCAAGUAAUCGAAACCAUAAGCAAAGACGGGGUCCCGAAGAAGCAGAUAUCGAAGAAGAAAGUGCUGAAGAAGAGGAUCGGUAACAAAGAAGAAAUCACGCAAAUCUUCACUGUAAUCGAAGAAGGCGAGGCGCCCAAAACGACGGUCGUCAUCGAAGAAAUCGAUCUUCCCAUCGAAUCCUUAGAAACUAUUCCACCCAUACGAGGUUUCUUCACCCCUGCUUACAUUGAAGAACUUCCUGAAGAAAUCACCAUCACCAAAUCGGAGGUACUCGAAGGACAUCCCGAAGUGAAGGUGACUAAACGAAGAUUCAAAAAACCGAAAGGCGAGAAGGACGAACUGAUUGAGAUAAUUACGGUAGAAGAAGAAGGCAAAUCGCCGCAAACCAGCGUAAUUAUUGAAGAUAUCGAAGAAGAAGAAAAGCCUAAAGCGAAGAAACAGAAACCGAAAAAGAAGAAACCCAAGACUAAAGAAGAACGGCCUGAAGAAGAAGAAAAACCAAUAGAAGACGAAGUGCAAAAGGAAGAUGAAAUUGUCGAAAAGAAGAAACCACCGCUUAGAAGGGAAACCUCAGUUCUGAUGCCCAUCGAGCGCAAAGAGGUCAAAGCUCAGAAGCUGAAGAUAGUGGAGAGUAAAGACGUGCCAUUGCUGAGCGAAAUCAAGCUUAAGAAACCCAAGGUGGUUCAGAAGAAAGAGCAGAAGACAAAAUUGCCCAAAUUCCUGCUGAAGAGCAGAAUCAAUUUCUUUGAUUUCCCGCCGAAAACUGAAGCAGAACAACUGCCCAGAAUAUCCCUGUUAGAGCCGGUAUAUAGAGACAACGGGGUAUUAUCAAGGAACGUAAAAGAAGCAGAGAAAGUGAAGAAAACGAAGAAACGUCGUCUUAGAGAUAAAGAUGUAGAUUUGAAGGCUUUGGAGGAACUUGAUCUGGAAAUGGAAGAAUACAAGAAGAAGGAAUUAGAGAAGGUUGAUGAUGCUUUCAAAUACGAAGCAAAACCUCGUAAAAAAUCGGUAACCGAAGAAGAACCGAAGAAAAUAGUGAAAAAGAAAGGCAAACUUCCCGAAGACGAAGAAACUGAAGACAAAAUUAAAUUGAAAGCGGUGCCGGAGAAACCGCUCCAAGAAGAAGAGCAACCAGAAAAGCCGAAGAUAAAAAAGAAACCAGAAGAAAUCGAAGCUAAAGUCAUAAAAGAAGAAGAAGAUACAGACAGAAUGAAAUUUGAACCUUACGAUAUCGAAAGGGAAGAACCCGAAAAAGAAGAACUUGAUAAAUUCGAAUUCGAAAAGGAAGAUAAAGAAAAGCCGGUACCUGACACGCCUAAGAAACCUAAGAAAAAGAAAACUAAACCGGUGCCUGAAACUGAAGAAAUUACUCUUGUCAAAGGUGUACCCAAACCGCAGGAAACGCCUGAAGAAGACGAUAUAACUUUGAAGUACAAGCAGAAACCUAAACCUGAAGAAGUUCCGGAAGAAAUAAAAUUAAAACCGUUCAAGAAGCAAAAAUCUGAAGAUGAAACUAAAGCUGAUGUUGACACGCCUAUGGCUCUUUCGAAGAUUCCAACAGCCGAAGAAGAAGAAACGUUCGACAUAGAACCGCAAAAAUUGGACGAACCGGCGAAGAAGAAGAAAAUAAUCAAAAAACCAAAACCUAAGGUCAAGAAAAUGGAAGAAUCGAAGGAAGAAGAAAUUAAACCGGAAGAAGAAGAAGAAAUAAAACCAGAAGUUGAAGAAAUUAAACCAGUAACAGAAGAAGUUGCACCAGAAGAACAGGUAAUUUCGCUAGAUGAAGAGCAAGUUGAAGAAACGCGCAUAGAAGUAAAGAAACCAGAAGAAAAAGAAGAAGAAGAAGAGGAGAAACCCAAACCUUUGGAGGAAAUCGAGAAGGUUAAACGCAAAAAGACUGUAAUUAAAAAGAAGAAAAUUCAAAAGGCCGAUGAGGAAGAAAUCGCCCAAGAAGAACCCACCGUAAUACCAGAUGAGGAAACCGAAGAAACACCUCAAAAGGAAACUCUAACAGUUCAAGAAACAGUUUCGCCUAAACCACAGGUACCCGUUGUCACUGAAGUAGAUCAACCGGUGAAAUUAGAUGAAAUAAAACUGAAGAAACCCAAACCGCCCAAAAAGGUGGAACCCAAAACAACGAAGAUGCCCAAAUUCCUGCUGAAGAGCAGGAUAGUCCACGUGCCGUUCCCACCUGACAACGAAAAACGGGCAGUACCUGGAAUAAAGGAGCUCCCGCCUGUUUACAGGGACAACGGAAUCCUUUCCAGGAACGUCAAGGAAGCAGAAAAGGCUCCGAAAAAGAAGAAAGUUAGAGUGAAAGAUAUUGACAGGGAAUUGAAGGUGCUGGAGCAAAUCGAUAAAGAAUUCGAAGAAUCCAAAAAGGACCUCGAGAAAAUCGAUGACGAGUACAAAACGCCUACACCUAAGAAACAGAAACCUGAGAAGCAAGAUGAAGAACCUACUAAAUUGAAGAUCGGCAAAGGUAAGGUGCCUGAAGAGAAAGAGGAAGAGGAGGUAGUCAAGCUAAAGAAAGUGCCGGAGAAGCCUGUAGAUGAGGAAAAGCCGGUAGAAGAAAAGAAACCUAAAAUGAAGAAACCCGAAAAGAAGUCCGUAGAAAUAGAAGAAGAAGAACAGCCUGCUUUAGAACCAUUCGAAGCACCGGAAUACGAGAAACCCGAGCGCGAAUUAGAAGAAUACAAACCAACUGAAAUUCCUGAAGAAACUGAAGAGGUUCCAAUCGAAGAGGUCGCAAAGAAACCAAAGAAACCUAAAAAGAAGAAAGAGCCUGAAGAAGAAAAAUCUCAAAUCGUACUAGGAAAAGGCAAAAAAGAUGAAGAAUUACCCGAACCGGAAAUCAAUCUUAAAUACAAGCAAAAAGACAAACCUGAAGAAAUUCCUGAGAAAAUCACUCUUAAACCCUUCAAAAAAGAAGAAGAUUCGGAAGAACUGAAAAUUAGCGAAGAAACAAUAGAUUCUAUGGUACCUCUUGUCGAAGAAAUCGAAGAAGAUGUUACUGUUACAGUAGAAAAGAAGAAAGUAAAGAAAGUUAAAAAACGCAAGCCUUCUAUAAAAGAACCUACUGAAGAAACUGAAGAAAUCAAAGAAGAAACAACAGAAAUUGUAGAAGAGAAGCCAGAAGAAGUUAAACCACUCGAACAGGAAAUUGUGGAAACUACAGAAGAAACGCCUGUUGUAACAAAAGAAGAAGAAAUCACGGAACAAACCGUAGAAGUAAAGAAGGUAAAGAAAACGAAACCCAAAGAAAAGAAGCCUCAAACUGAAGAAAUCGCGCCUGAGAAACCUGUUCGUUUGACCGUCAAGAGAAUUCCUGCGAACAAACCUCAACUUCCUGUUGUGACCGAAAGCAAACCGGAAUUCGCAGAAAUAAAACUAAAGAAAGCGAAGCCGGUGAAAGAAGAAAAGGCGCCGGAGAAGAAACUGCCCAAGGUGUUGUUGAAGAGCAGAAUCAACUACGUAGAUUUCCCCCCUCUAACAGAAAUCCUGCAACAAUUGGCUGUUACAGAUAUAAAUGCCAUAAGAGACAACGGAAUCCUGUCGAGAAACGUUGAAGAAGCGGCAAAGAUCAAACCUAAGAAGAAGAAAAUCGUCAAAACCAAAGACCUGGAGAAACUCGACAAAGAAUUCGAAGAACUAAAGAAACAAGAACCGGAAAAAGUCGACGAAGAGUACAGAAAAACCGUGAAGAAACCGAAGAAAGAGAAGCCGGUUUUGAUGAAGAUCGUAAAAGUGGAGGUGAUAGCCCAAAAAGCCAAAAUCCACCAAGUUGCACCCGAGCCCAUCAAUUUAGCCGACAUAAAACUGAAGAAAUCCAAAGCGACUCCGAAGAAAGAAGAACAAACCGUGAAAAUACCGAAGCACAAACUGAAGAGUAGGAUCGUCUUCGUAGAUUUUCCACCGUUAUCGGAAAUCCUGCAACAAUUACAAAUCACCGAAAUAGGAGCAGUCAAGGAAAAUGGCGUGCUCUCUCGCAAUAUCGAAGAAGCCAAGAAAGUGAAGAAAACCAAGCGAAAACUCAAGGUCAAAGACGACGAGCCCGAGACAGUCGAGCUCGAAAAACUCGACGUGGAUUACGAAGAACCGGAAAAACCGCAAACUGAGGAACCCGAAGAAACUGUCAAGUUUAAAAGAACGCCUAAGGAGCCUAAAGAAAUUGAACCUGACGAUGAGGUAUCCAUAAAAAUAGGAAAAGGCAAAGUUCCUGACCUUUCUGAGGCUCCGGAAGAGAGCAUAACAUUGAAGAAAACCCCUCAAAAACCCGCCGAGCAGCCUGAAGAAGACCUCAAAAAGAUCAAACCCAAACCUAAAGAAGAAGAAAAGGCGCCCGAAGAAAAGGAACCGAGAGAGUUCAAAGAUAAAAUAGAUUUCGAACCGUUCGACAUCGACAGGGAAGACACCGAUAGAUUAAAGUACGUACCGCCUGAAGAAGAAGAAAAAGAAGAGACUGAACGUCCUGAAGAGCAACCUAAAUACGUGAAAAAGAAGAAAGCCAAACCAGCUCCGGAAACCGAGGAAGUCCUUUUGCAAAAAGGAACGCCGAAGAAACCCGAAGAGGAAGAACCAGAGGAUGUUAAGUUUAGGAUACCCCAUAAAGGCAAACCUGAAGAUACCCCAGAAGGUAUCAAACUCAAGCCGUUUAAGAAGCACGAAGAAAACGAGGUAAUGAAAGUUACCGAAUGGGUACCUGAAAAACCUACGCAAUCUGUGAUUUACAUCAAAGAUGAUGAUGAAGAAUCUAGUGAAGAACAAGAAUUGGAAAAACCGAAGAAGAAGGUUAUCAAAAAGAAGAAAAUAAAGAAACAAGAAUCGCCAAUACCAGACGAAUCUAAGCCUGAAGAACCAGUAGAAGAAGUAAAAGAACCUUCUGUACCGCGAGAAGAAGAAGAGCCUGAGAAACCUAAACCUAAAACCGAAGAAAUUGAAGAAAUUAAACCGAUCCCGCAACAAGAAGAAUUACCUCAACAGCCGCAAGAAAAAGAAGAAUCUACGCCUCAAGAGGUACCGGAAAUAAAACCGCAACAAACUGAAGAAAUAAAGGAAGAAGUCAAAAUAAAGAAACCCAAACCUAAGCCGAAGAUACUCGAUAAACCGAAAAAAGAGAGAAUACCGAGAUUGAAGAGCAGGAUAAACCGCGUAGACUUUCCUCCGGAUCUUCAAGUUCCGAAGAUUACGGACCUAAAGACAAUCAGAGGAAGCGGGGAAAUUUCAAGGAACAUAAAGGAAGCAGAGAAGACUCUAAAGACGAAGCGCAGGAAAUUGAAGGACGUCGAUAAGGAACUCACGGAUUUGGAGAAACUGGACCUGGAAUUCGAAGAAUUAAAGAAAGACAAGCCCGAAACGGUGGAUGAAAGCUACAAAUAUGAGAAGAAAGAAAAGGAGAAACCUCAAGAACCCGAAGCAACGAUACCGAUCAAACCUAAAAAAGGUAAAUUGCCCGAAGAAGAAGCAGAAGAAGAAGCCGUAACACUGAAAAAGAGACCGGUGAAAGAAGAAGAAACCUUACCUGAAGAAGUCGUCAAGGAAGUGAAGACAACGCCUGAAGAAACCAAAACUAAAGACAUAAAAGAAGAAACAUCACCGGAAAGGAUACCAUUCGAACCGUUCGAUAUCGAAAGGGAAGAUCACGAUAAGGAAGAACUCGAUUUACCGAAGGUAGAAGGCGAGAAACCGGAGAAACCUAAGAAGAAAACGAAACCGAAGAAAGACGUUAAACCUGAAGAACCACAACCUGAAGAAGAGACUGCAAUAGUCAAAGGGAAACCUAAAGAACCCAGUCCGGAGAAGGUGGAAGAAUUCAAAAUAAAACCACCCCAUAAAAAGGAAGAUAAACCCGAAGAAAAAGAAAUCGAAGAAACCGUCACAAUUCCCAAGAAAAUUCAACCUUCCGUGGAAGACGAAGAAGAACCUGAAGCAACGUUGACAUUACCAGAAACCAAAACUAUUGUCGACACUGAAGUAACCGAAACUGAAAAAGUUACGGUUAAAGCAAAACUGAAGAAAAAGAAGAAGCCGCCGACAGAUGAAGGCGAAGCAGAAUUGUCAAUCGUGAAGAAGCCGGAUGAAGAAAUCCCCGAAGAAGUGCCUGCGGUUCCCGAAGAACCGAAAGAAGUAACUGAAGAGCGAACAGAAGUUAGCAUAAAGAAGAAAAAGCCGAAGCCUGAAGAUGAUGGUGAAGCAGAAGUGACAGUCAAAAAGAUUCCUGAACCAGAAAAAGAAGAUAAAGAAUCCGAAGUGGAAGCGGAUAUAACUAUAAAGAAACCUCAGCCGAAACCGGUAGAAGAAAAUGAAGCAGAAACUGAAGUAAUUAUACAGAAAAUCGUACCUGAAGAGAAGACAACCGAAGAAACCGAAGAGGUGAAAGUGAAGGUUAAGAAACCCAAGAAACCGAAGAAACCGCAAGUCGAUGAAGAAGAAACAAUCGAAACAACCAUCGAAAUAAAACCAAAGGUUGAGGAAGAAAUUGAAGUACCCUUCAAAAUAGAAAAAGAAAUACCAAAACCUGAAGAAGAAGAAGAGGCCGAGAUUGUAAUCAAAAAACACGUUCCCGAGAAAGUACCUAGUGAAGAAACAGAAGACGUUAAAGUCACAAUUAAAAAGGAAGUUCCAAAACCAAAGGAAGAACCAGAAGAAGAUACUCCUGUGGAAGCAGAAAUCACAAUAAAAGAAGAAGUAAAGGAAGAACCAAAAGAGGAAGUGACAAUCAAAAAACGCAAAUCGAAACCGAAACCCGAAGAGGAGGAAGAAGCACAGGUAACCGUUAAAAAAUUAAUUCCUCAACCAAAAGAAGAACCAACAGAAGAUACUGAAGUUGAAGCAGAGAUAAUAAUUAAACCGAAACCUGAAGAAGAAACUGAAUUACAGAUUACUAAAAAACCGAAAGUACCUGAAAAGGAAGAUACGGGUGAAGCUGAGGUCACUAUCAAGAAAUUCGUCCCUGAAGAAAAGAAGGAACCAGAAGAAGAAACUACCGUUAAACCGCCCACUAAAGAAGAAGCAGAGGUCACUAUUAAAAAACCGAAACGUAAACCGAAACCAGAAGAAGAUAAUGAAGCUGAGGCUGAAAUAACAAUUAAAAAGAUAAUUCCACAACCAGAAAAAGAAGAAACCGAAGACACAAGUGUAGAAGCAGAAAUAACAAUUAAACCCAAAGAAGACGAAGAAACUACUCUCAAAAUUUCUAAACCUAAACCAGAACCAAAACCUAAAGAUGACGAAGGAGAAGCUGAAUUAACCAUAAAGAAAAUCAUACCUGAAGAUAAAAAAGAGAAAGAAGUAGAAGAAGAAAAGGCGGAAAUCACCAUCAAAAAACCGAAACCGAAACCCAAAGAAGAAGAUGAGGCGGAAGUCACUAUAAAGAAAUUUGUGCCGGAAGAAAAACCAGCUGAGGAAGAAGAAGCUAAAAUCAAGAUAAAGAAACCGAAAUCGAAGAAAAAACCUAAACCAGAAGAAGACGAACAGGUCGAGGUUACAAUAGGAGUCAAGCCUAAAAUCGAGGAUGAAGCAGAAUUGGAAAUCAAACAGGUUAAAGAAAGACCGAAAACAGAGGAUGAAGGCGAAGAUGAAUUAUCAAUCAAGAAAUUCGUCCCGGCUAAAGAAGAAAAAGAAGAUGAUGAAGAAACAAUGAAGAAACCUCCAACAGACGAGGCGGAAGCGGAAAUUAAAAUGAAACCUAGACCUAAACCUACUAAAGAAGAAGACGAAAACGAGUUAACCGUAAAGAAAUACGAAAUUACUGAAAAACCUGAUGAAGAAGAAGAAGUUCCUGAGGUCGUCAUGAAGAAAAAACCUCCACAAAAGCAACCUUCUACUGAAGAACCAGAAGCAGAAAUUAAAUUAAAACCGAAAGAAGAUGUAGAAGGUGUAGAAGAAGAAGCCGUCAUCAGAAAACCCGCCAAAAAACAACCGUCAACCGAAGAAGAAUCCGAAGAAUUAACCGUCAAACGGCUAAAACCCAUACGAAGGCCCUCGGAAGCGAAAGAAGAAGAACCGAAAGAAGAAGAAAUCCAAACGGUCACCUUCAGACCGCGCUCGUCCAAAACCAAAGAAGAAAUCGAGCAGGAAUUCAAGAUCUCCCUCGACUCCUACGCCGAAGAGGAGAUCAACCUCUCCACCAAGGUGAAGCUGAAGAAGAAGAAACCGCUCACCUACUCGGAAGAAGCGGCCGAAGAUACCGUCAAAAUCACCAAGGAAACCGACGACGACCAAGGCCCCACCAUCGAAGAAAUCAUCGAUGAAGACGACGAAGAAGCCCCCCUAGACGAAGACGAGGUUUCGGAGAGUUUCCACGUGGCCUUCAAGCGCAAGCCGUCCCGCAAGUACUCCGUGGUGGAUGAAAACGAAGAAGAGGUGAGCUUCAAGCAGCCGACGAAGCACGUGGACUUCGAAGAAGAGGGCAGCUUCACCGUCAAGCCCAAGCGCAAGGAGUCCGUCACCUUCGAACAAGAAGCCGUCAGUUUGAGCAUCACCAAAGAGAAGGAGGAGGUGGAGGAGGUGAUACACGAAGAGGAAGUCGAAGUAGGCGAUGUCUACUAUUCGAUUACCAUUUACGACGCCGAAGCCGAUUCCGCCAUUGACCUGGUGGAAGGCGAGAAGGUCUACGUGAUGGAGUCCCCGGACUCCGACUGGUGGUUGGUGAAGAAACACCUAACUGAAGAAACCGGCUGGGUACCCGCCAAAAUCCUCAUGAACGAGGAGCAGUACAAUCAGUAUGUACAAAGGAAACUCAACGAGAAGAUUGACAAACUGCCGGUGUUUGAAAGUAACCUUCUCUACCCUACCAUAUUCACAAACUUGUACCACUAUUGUCUAAUCCACGCUGUUACAGAACCCAAAUCGAAGGACAAAGCCUCGGCUCCGAAGUUCACCAAACGGCUGAAGCCCAUCAUCACCCCCGACGGGUACACCGUCCAAUUCGAAUGCAAAGUGGAAGGCUUCCCCAGGCCCCAAGUGACCUGGUUCCGGCAGACGCACAUCAUCAAAACCUCCAAAGACUUCGCCAUGUACUACGACGCAGACAACACCGCCACGCUCGUCAUCAAGGAGGUCUUCCCCGAGGACGCCGGCACCUUCACCUGCGUGGCGAAGAACAGCGCCGGCUUCGCCUCCAGCACCACCGAGCUCAUCGUCGAGGGUCCUCUGUCGGACCACGGCUCGGAGAUGACCUCCAUCUCCAGGAAGAGCCUGUCGCGGACUUCUUCGCUGUGCGACAUCCUGGAGGGGAUUCCGCCGACGUUCGCCGGCAAACCGAGGUCCAGGUGCGUGCCGGAGGAGUCCGACGUGGUGGUGGAGUGCACCGUGCUGGGGGUACCCAAACCCGAGGUCAAAUGGUACCGCAACAACAAGCGGGUAACGCCCAAAGGAAACGUCACCGUUGAAUUUAUAUCGGAGACCGCGCAUACUUACAAAGUGAUAUUGAAGAUCAAGAAGGUGGAGAAGAACCAAGAGGGCCGGUUCCGGGUGGUGGCGAAGAAUCGAGAAGGCGAGGCUUCGGUGGAGUUCACGUUGAAGGUGCGCACGAAGAGCAAGGAAGCUCCGGAGGUGCUGGAACCGCUGGAAUCGCUUACUGUUAGGAAACGCGAGCGGAUAGUACUGUCAACGACCAUCGUGGGUAAUCCGGAACCCACCAUCGAAUGGUUCAAAGAUGGCAAACCGAUUACUGAGCACAAAUGUAGAAGAGACGGGGAUACUUACACGUUAACUAUCGAGAAAACUAGUACCGAAGAUACCGGUAAAUACACAGUUAAAGCUACGAAUUCACAAGGGAAAGUCGAAACCACAGCACACUUAACUGUGGAAGAAUUCCCCGAAAACGAAGAACCGCCGCUGUUCGUGGAACGCUUCGAGGAGCAAUCCGUCCCCCAGAAGGCCCCGUUGGUGCUCGAAGCGAAGGUCACCGGCAACCCCACGCCCGAGAUCCGCUGGCUGCUCAACAACGAACCUCUGGAACCGUCCGAGAGGCUCAGCAUCGCCUUCGACGGCGAAACAGCCGAGCUGAGGAUCAAAGAAACCAACUCGGAGCUGGACUCGGGAGACUACAAAUGCAUCGCCGUCAACCGCGCCGGCAGGGCCUCCCACGGCGCCAAGGUCUCCAUCGAAGUGGACCAGGUGAAGUUCACCAAGACCCUCGAGGAGUCGUACGAGGCGUCCGAGCGCGACACGCUCGAGCUGGAGUGCGAGACCUCGCAUUCCGUGAGAACCAAAUGGUGGUACCAAGACGUCGAGAUCAGCGGCAUGGACCACCGGCUCGUGGUGCAGGACGGAAGAACGCACAAGUUGAUCAUCAAGAACAUCACCCAGAACGACAUCGGCAGGUACAAAUGCACGGUGAAGAACCAAAAAACCGAAACCGCCGUGCGAGUGAAGCAGCGCAAGCUGGAGUUCGUGAAGAAGCUUCAAGACCUCGAGAUCACCGAGAAGGAUACGGCUGUGUUAGAAGUGGAAAUUACAUCGGACACGGCCGGUGUGAAAUGGUUCAAAGAUGGCGUAAACCUCGACGAAGACGACGAUAAAUUCGAUACCGAGAAGUUCGGCGGCGUCAGAAGAUUGCUCAUCAGAUCCACAUCCAUCCACGACGAAGGCGAGUACAGCUGCAAGCUGGUGGAGGAGGAGUGCAGAGCGGACGUAACGGUCAUCGAGCUGCCGCCCGAGAUCGUCUCGCCACUGCAAGACCAGACCGUCAACAAAGGCGAGAAAGCUGUAUUCGAGAUCGAGCUAUCCAAAGGCGACGCUCUGGCCAGGUGGUACAAGGACGGCAAGGAGAUCCAGUUCUCCGAGCACCUGCAGCUCUCCAUCGACGGCAAGCGCCAGAAGCUCAAGGUGUACAAAUCGGAGCCGGAAGAUGAGGGUGUCUACUCGUGCGAGGUGGGCACUCAGUCGUCGAAGGCCCGGCUCACCGUGCAAGUACCCACGUGUACGUUCAUCAAGGAGCUGCCCGAGUACACGAUAGUACCGGUGCAAUCGGACGCGGAGUUCGAAGUGGAACUGUCGAAAGAAGACGUCGAAGUCGCCUGGUACAGGAACGAAGAACGCAUCGAGAAAUCGUCCAGGUACUCGAUCACCUCGGAGUUUAGAACCAGGAAGUUAAUCGUCCGCGAGACAACCGUCGACGACGAGUACGAAUACACUUGCAAAGUCGAAAAGUACCAGCUCAAGACUUCGUCGAAACUCAAAAUCGGCGAUAAACCUUCACCGCCGCGCGGACCCCUGGAGAUCUCCGGCAUGUCGGACACGUCCUUCACCAUCCAGUGGCAGCCGUCGGAGCACGACGGAGGCUCCGAGAUCCUGGAGUACAUCGUGGAGAUGAAGGAGGCCAAGAGCAAGAAGGCCUUCAAGAAGAUCGGCGCCACGAAGGGGGCGACCAACUACGCGGCGAACUAUCUGGAGAAGGGGCACGGUUACAGCUUCAGGAUAACGGCGAGGAACGCCAUUGGAACCAGCGAUCCCUUCGUUCCUGCGGAGGCUAUUGUGGCUGGUUCCAGGAUAAGAAUCCAUUACCAAUUCCAAAAAACCGAUGAAUCGCUUUACUGCUUACUGGGCAUUUUUCCUCCUGCUAACAUUCAAUACAAAACACCGCCGUCUCCGCCGGUUAACCUCAAGAUCAGGGACCUCACGAGCAGGAGCGCCACGUUGACGUGGGAACCGCCGGAGAACGACGGCGGUACCGAAAUCACCGGGUACGUUUUGGAGAAGAAAUUGGAGUACAUGCCACAUUGGGAGAAGGUGUUCACCACUGAAGCCUUCUCCUUGGAGUACACCUUCGAAAACUUGAAGGAGAAGAGCGACUACCUGUUCAGGGUGUUCGCGGAGAACUGCGUCGGGCUGAGCCCGCCCGCUACCUCAGAAGUGGUGCAAAUGAGAACCCAUGCCACGGUACCAUCACCACCGACUCCCCCUCUGGAAAUCCGCACCAUCGGACCGAACGCCAUCGUGGUGGAAUGGGGCAUUCCGGAAUCCGACGGCGGAUCGCCGUUGCUCGGCUACAACAUCGCCAUCAGGGACACCAAGAAGACCAUGUGGAUGGAGAUCGGCAGAGUGCAGAAGGGCGUGCAGAAGUUCACCAUCAGGGACCUGCAGGAGGACCACGACUACAUGAUCAGGAUCUUCGCCAAGAACGAGAUCGGCGUCAGCGAGCCCCUGGAGUCCGACGAGCCGUUCAAGGUGCUCCCGUCGGGCGAUACCGAUCAGGACGAUUUCAAGGAGGCUACGGAGAAGGAGCCGACUUCCUACAGCACGGAGACGUCCACCUCGUGGUUGAGGGACAACAGCAUGGACGCGGAUAUACAUUCGUACUCGAAGGGCACGCUGCUGAAGAAGGACGAGUACUUUUUCCGCAUUUGGUGUUACGCCACCAAGUUGUUUAAAUAAUAAUUGGGGCGUUUGUUGUACAUAUAUUUUACUGAUUUUACACUAUUUUACACUGUUUUUUUUUUGUAGAAAAUGUUUAUUUUUUUUUUUGAGAAAACGAAAUGAGAUAUUCGAGUUGGAUUUGUACCGGGACCGGCGAAUUGCGAGCAAAACGAACCAAUUUCGGUACAAAUUUAACUAUUAACAAGGAUACUGUGAUACUGAUCAUGAGCGUAUUAUAAUAAAGAAAUUAUUGGAUUUUAAAGAACCCGAAAAGCGACUAUAUUAUGUUAUGUAUGGAUAAUUUUACCGUAGAUUGUUAAGUGUUAAAGGCAGUUGUUGUUUUUUUUUGUUUGAUUAUAUAUCUAUAUAUUGUGAAAUUUCUACCGUUUAUGCCGCGCAUUGACGAUUUAUUUAUUGUUAAUUAUAGAAAACUCGGGAAAACGAACUCGCUGGAUAACGAGAGAUAAAUAUAGGUGCAAAAUAAGAUCAAGAAAGCGAGUUCGUUUCCUCGACAAUUUCCUUCGAAUGAAUAAACGAUUAUUGAAGUGAA